AUGGUACGGCCCAUGUAGCCAUUAUGUGAUGGCACCCACAACACUUUUAUCGAGAUAUAAGUACUGUUUCCUCAUGUUUACCCCCCCUAAAAAAAAAAGCACUAGAACUAUUGGAUACUAUUGUCCAAUCACUAGUCCAAGACGCUUAAGAAAGUGGUUGUGGGGCCACUUCAAGCAUGCUCAGAUGAAUGUCCAUUUAAAUCCAGCUUCUGUCCAGUUUUGGGAGCAGAAACAGCGCUGGCUGUCAUGACUAAUGACCAUUCCAUUAUCAGGAUAGGGACAGGGAGAAUGUUUUAACUGACCAUGGUAUUUUCCUGACUGAGUUGGGACUUGGAGGCAUUGAAUUGCGGUAGUUCUGCUCCUAUCUCCAGGGAUGGAGCCAGAGAGUAGCAUUGGGUGACCUCUGCUCAGCCCUGCGGUAGCUGUCCGACACGGUCCCACAGAGUUUGAUCUGGUAGCCCAAGCUAUUGAUCACCUGCACAAAGCCUCUGGUAUCAGCCAUCAGGGGAUUUGGAGAGAAAUGUCAUUAGUACCCUGAUGGAACUGAGCUCUGUUCCUUUGAUACCAAGAGGUCCUGGAGAUGUCUCUACUGUCUAGAGGUGGUAAUUGACUGGAUGUAGGACAAUACAUUAAAGUUAAAUCCAGUCAAAACAGAGGUGUUGUGGGCAGGACAUCCGGAUGCCCAGGAAUUGGGAGAACAUCCAGUUCUUGACAGAGCUUUGUCACUCGAGGUUCAGGUGGCCUCAGUGAGUAGGACCACCUAUGCCUGACUUUGUCAGGGAUGCCAACUAUAGCCAUUUCUGGGAAAGGAUUAGAAUAGCUAUGGUUAUUCAUGCUCCUCCAGUGUGGCCAGUGUGGUGUAGUGGUUAAGAGCUGUAGAUUCAUAAUCUGGGGAACUGGGUUCGUGUCUCCGCUCCUCCACAUGCAGCUGCUGGGUGACCUUGGGCUAGUCACACUUCUCUGAAGUCUCUCAGCCCCACUCACCUCACGGAGUGUUUGUUGUGGGAGAGGAAGGGAAAGGAGAAUGUUAGCCGCUUUGAGACUCCUUCGGGUAGUGAUAAAGCGGGAUAUCAAAUCCAAACUCCUCCUCCUCCUCCUCUUCUUCUUCUUCUUCUUCUUCUUCUUCUUCUUCUCCAAGUUGGACUAAGGUAAUGCCCUCUUUGUGGAGUACUGUAAUGCCCUUUUGAAGAGAGACUGUAAAUAUAAACUAGUGCAAAAUGCAGAAGUCAGGGUGCUAGUAGGGUCAUCAGGCUGCAAAUAUAUUGCUCCUAUUUUUAAAAAAGCUAUGCUAGUUGUUGAUUGUUCUCCAUGCCUAAUUGAAGCUGCUUUCUUUGGUAUCUAAAGCCCUUAAUGGCCUGGGACUCAAAUAUCUGCAAUCUUCCAUACUGGCCUGCCUGUGUCUUAAGAUCAGAGAAUGAAAGCCAGCUUGGUGGUUCCUGCAUAGGAUGAAGUGUGGAUGCCUAGAGAAGGGCCUUUUCGGUCGUGGCUCUUCAUAUGUGCAACUGCCUCCCUACUGAGGUACAUCUGGCCUCACCUUUGUGUAAUUUUAGGUGAUUGGUUAAAUCAGAUCUUUUUUAAUCAGGUGUUUCGAGGAUAACCCCAACUGGACACACUUUAGUUUGUUGCUGCUGCCACUAGUUUCUGUGUUAUAUAUUUAGAAGUUGUGUUAUUUUAUGGAUUUUAUGCUCUGUUUUUCUCUUGUUUGAUUUGGCUAAAAAGUGCCUGUGGCUUGUGCAAAAAGGCAGCAUGGUAUAUCAAUUAAUCAAUCUUUAUUAUGGUCAAAGAGCGGACAGCAGUACAGUACAUAAAUCUAAAUAAAUAGAUAAAUACAAUACGAAAAUCAACUGUGUAUAGCCACAUGCACACAUAUUACUGUUAGAAUUCCUGCUCCAUGAUUACAGUCAUGGGAUUGUUGUCUAUCACAUGACUGUAUAUGUUUUGACUCCACAGAGUGAGAAGUGACGGAGACAGGAUGCUUGUGUUACUGUGUUCCGUGAAGUGGGACUAUUGUCCUUUGUUCUUUCUCUUUGCUGUCUGAUGCUAGAGAGAGCCAUGUUGCAGUGCUCCAUGUGUGUUUAUCUGUAAAUAAAGUAGAUUAGCCAAAAUGCUGAGUUGCGGAGGUCUGUUACGCAACUGCGGAUCCCUAAGUGUGCCGGUGUCUGUUGGCAUUGGUCGCUGUGAUGUUCGGGCUGAAGAAAGCUUUUGAAGCUCCCGAACAAUCGACCAGGAGGGAGAGAACAUGCCAGUUGGGCAUGUGUCUCUGCCAGGGUCCUACUCAAGUGUAGGACAAGCUCCUGACAAUUACUACAAUUUCCAUAUAUAUAUUCAUCACUUUAGGAUCGUAUGUCAGACACACAUCCUAGUAAGGACCCUGUUGCUCCCACAGCCUUUGGUGAGGGUGGGGCUUCUCUUGCUCACCAACCAUAUGGGAGUUUCCAAUCUUUCUCCGUAUCCUAAGUGAGUUAGGAUCACCUUCUCAACUUGCAUUAACUCUCUCGGCAGAUGGUUGGGGUUGGGAGAGAAGUGUCCUUUCAGAUACAGCACACUUCUUGCUUUGCAUGAUUACAAAAAACAAAACAAAAAAAGCAAUACAGUGCAUGAUCUUUGAGACUCUCACUUUUUAUUGAAAUUCACUGCGUCAUAUAGCACAGAAUGGUUUUAUGCAAACACAAGAGAGAUGCAAACGUUGUGUUCCGUACAGUGUCCCCCAUGAGAAACAUAUGCAUUUGGGGAAAAGACCAUUAAACAGAAAAGAAAAUGAUUUUAAUAAUAUAAGUAAGUGCCUUUUUAUAUUUCACAAGUGUGGUUUUUGAAAAUGCAAAGCUGGGGGAUCUGAUAAAUAACUAUAUUGGUACAGGCAUGGAGGAGAAAUUUAACCCUUUCUUCCCUUCCUGUGGGCCUAAGAAGACUUUUUUUUUUAGCUAAUGCUUGUAUUAGGAGGAAAUCUUUCCUCUGGCACUGAUUGCAAAUAUCAGCUUCAGAGGAGGGAUUUUUCCUCAGGACAACAGCAAGGGAAGAAAGGGUUACUUCUUCAUGCCUGCAGUGAUCCUAGUUAUCACACACAAAGACACCGACACCCACCCCUCACUGUUAUUUGCAUUUUUGAAAGCCUGUAUGCAAGGAUUCAACUACCAGAUUUUGACCUCCCUCCCCUCCCCUUUCAUGCUGUUCUGGGAAUUCUCCUGACCAUCACUCCUGAUUCCAUUGUGCAAGUGGAAGUCCUUGCACUGGUCUUCUGCCAGCAGGGCUCAUUAAAUGAAUCCUGCCGUUUAUGUCACAUCUAGUUUGGCCUUUACUUGGUUCUGUGCACAAGUCACCUAGACAACAAAUGAAAAGCUACAUUUAAGGUCACAUCUGGUUUGGCCCAAUGACAGGCUAGGUUUGCUGGCUUCCAGAAUGGAGAUUUGCCCUUUUUUAAAAUGGAUGCUAGUAAAAACAAGGCAACCAGACCUUAGCAAGCAGGGCUAAUAAUAUAGUCAAGGUUCAUGUGCUACGUUCUCUUUUUAAAACAGUAUCCUUAAAAACAACAGCAGCAGCAACUUGCCAUUUGGCUAGCUGGAAAUAGAUUUUGAUGGGACAGGAUUGAGAAGAACAAUGCAGUAAACAAACUCACUGAGAUGUUCUAGCCAGCAAAGAGUGGUUAAGCAUGAUUCACGCUGACAGAGAUUCAGCCUCGGAAAUGGAUUCCCCAUUAUUUGCCCCUUUGCUUAAAUUUUUUAUUUCUGUUGCAGCUUCAUUCUGACCAGGAUAAAGGAGACUCUACACUUAAAUACAUCCUUUCAGGAGAUGGAGCCGGAGACCUCUUCAUUAUCAAUGAGAAGACUGGAGAUAUACAGGCCACAAGGAGAUUGGACAGGGAAGAGAAGCCUGUCUACAUUCUCCGUGCUCAAGCUAUCAACAAAAAUACUGGAAAGCCAGUGGAGCCAGAGUCAGAGUUCAUCAUUAAGAUCCAUGACAUCAACGACAACGAGCCACUGUUUACAAAGGACACUUACAAUGCCAGCGUCCCAGAAAUGUCUGAUGUAGGUAGGUGUCAUAUCAGUCUAUUAUUAUAACUAUUGCUAUUAGUAUUAACAUUAUCAUUUGUUCAGCACUUUUAUACCAGGAAAGUCUCAGGGCAGCAUAUAGGAAAAAGGAAAAGAAAUUGCACGCAGUUAAAACAAUUAAAAAACCAAGAAACAGCAAGCAAGAACGUAAUCAUAUACGCUUCUCGAAACCCCACUACACCCUAACGACAUUGGCCUGAUCACUGUUACAUUAACCAACAAAAGUACAGUAACCAGAGAAAAUUAAGACUCAAAUGCCUGAGAGAAGAGGAAAGUUCUUGUCUGGGAUUUUUGUUUGUUUCCUUUUGAGCAUAAAGGAGGGAGGGAGAACCACUAAAAAUAUCCUUUCUCUUGUUGAGUGCCCCCCCCCCCCCGGGGACUUCCAGCACCAGAGCACUUGGAGGAGGACCUGCAAUGAUGACUUCAGGGUCUGUGUAGGCUUACAAGGGAGGAGAUAAUUCCAUGUGGCACUGGGCUCCUGAGGUGUGUAAGCCUUUACAGUGGACCCAAAGGUAAUGUAACUUUCGGGUUGCAAACAUGGCAAACCUGGAAGUGCAUACUUCCGGGUUUCACCACAUGAACAGAAGUGCUCUGUGCGCCAUGUACAUGCGCAGAAGCACUUUAUCGCGCUGUGCAUGUGCGCAGAAUCGGCGUCUCAUGUUGACCUUUCAGGGUACGUACAGACCCCCAGAAUGAAUUAAGUUCAUAUCCGGAAGGUCUACUGUAUAUAUAAAACCAACACUUUGAAUUGUGCCCAACAAUGCAGAGAUCAGUUUUCACCUACUGCUCAAGGGACAAAUCCAGACUUGUGAAUUCUGCACUAAAGUAUGGUCAGGUAUAGUCUAUUUCUAGUCCAUGCCUGUUAAGCAUAUGUUCAUUCAGAGGUCCAUUUCUGCAUUAGGCUAUGGGUUCUAUUUUCAAUCCACCAAAGCACUGCAUUUCAAUAUGUAUCUUGCUAUAAUGUUAUCUCCGUGUACACAUUUCUAAGUGUAUUUUAUCCUAAAAUGUGCCUAUUAAUGCCUUUUGGUAUCGGUAUUGCAAAACUUGGAGGUGUGUGAUAUCCAAAGGAUGAUUAUGUUCUAAUCAGCACAUUUAUCUGUGAGGUGUGGAUCAACUAAUAUCACAUUCACAGAAAUCCAAACCCCAAAGCAUCCCUACCUAGGCUCAAUCCAUAUGACUGCUUCCUCCUUUGUCAAAAUGGGCACACACCUAUUUAUUCUAUAUUCCUGAUAGACCAUGUGAAUUACGCCAUCACUGGUAUGGAAAGUGUGAGAAAGGAGAGAUAAUGGGUAAAAACAAGUGAUAAUUUGCCAAGUGAUAACUAGUGCAACCAUGUGAGAAACUGGUUGGUUGUUAUAUCUCUCCUAAGUGGUGCAGGGGUGGCCAAUCCAUAGCCCAUGGGCAGCCUUGCCAAAGGUUUUUUUGUGCUCCCCAAGACUCCUUCCCAAAUUUGCCUUAAAAAAAAAAGCAUUUUACUGCUCUUGUUGGAAGUGUGCUGUGAUGCAUAAGGUUUUUGUGAUCCCUCUAAAAAAAUCAUCCUUUAAAAAAUGCUUUAAUGAAAUUUAAUAGUGAAUGGUAACUGUUGUAGAACAGCUGGAGGACUAUUCUUUGGGUAGGCAGCUCUCAUCACGCCCACUUUUGUGCUUUGGAGAUGUCCACUGUGACAGUGUUAGCCAUCCCUGAUAUGUAGUGAAAAGGAUUGUUCCCUGGAUGUGUACGCAAUCAAAACAAUUGGGGAAUGAGAAGUCUAUUGCAAAUUGCUACCUCCCCUCUUGCAUGCAUGCCACAGUAAAUUGCCAGGUUCAAGUAUUCACCCCAUUUACAGAUAUACACUUCUGGCCUAGGUUGGCAGGAGCAGGGACCGAGCAAUGGGAGCUCACUCCGUGGCUGGGAUUCGAACCUCCGACCUUCUGAUCGGCAAGUCCUAGGCUCUGUGGUUUAACUCACAGUGGCACCCGUGUCCCUAGCCACCCAUGCCAACCUAGCAGUUCGAAAGCACAUUAAAAUUAAAGAAGAUAAAUAGGUACCGCUCCGGCGGGAAGGUAAACGGCAUUUCCGUGCGCUGCUCUGGUUCGCCAGAAGCGGCUUAGUCAUGCUGGCCACAUGACUCGGAAGCUGUACACCGGCUCCCUUGGCCAAUAAAGCGAGAUGAGCACCGCAACCCCAGAGUCGGUCACGACUGGACCUAAUGGUCAGGGAUCCCUUUACCCCUUUACCUUUACCUUUACUUCUGGCCUGAAACAUGGAUGUGAGAACCGUCCCUCCCUUCCCUAGCUGGCACCCCGGGGUCAAAUUGAAUUAGCUGUUUGCCCCAUAUUGUCCUUGCAUAAUUGGACAUUCCUUUACAAAUAGACGGUGUCAACACUCAUUGCCAAACCAGGACAGUGAUGUGGGAGGAAAUGAUGCAAGUAUUUGCCCUCACCAUGAUCCCUAGCAGAACCUCCCACCACAUCAGACACACUCACCUGCUAUUUGCAGCGGGAGGACUUUUUGAUCAGGACCAUGCUGGAGGCAGUAGCAGCCACAACUACAGUGAGCUCCUAGCUGCAUUGCCUCUCCCCAUCUCCUUCCUGGCAACCAGCAGUGACACGCAGCGUUGGGAAUCCAGCUGGGCAAUGCCAUCCAACAGCACAUCUCUCAAGAACACCUGUAUCUCUGGUUACUGUACAAGGUAGGCAAAAAAGGUAGCCGCAACAAAUGAUAUUGAAUUCAAGAGCAGUCCUUCAAAACUCACUGUGAAUCUCAAAACACCCACACAUCCACCAUCGUGAGUCCCAUUUCCACCUCUGGAGAAAACUCCUGAAAUGGCACCUCUGUUGGAAUCUGCAGGUACAGAAGCAAAAGCUGUAUAGAAGCAAAAGUGCCAAUUUAAAGUGAUGUCCUUUGGCAGAACAGCAAAUAUUUUUCUAAUUUUUUUUAUCAUUGCAGGUACAUUUGUCGUGCAAGUCACAGCAACUGAUGCCGACGACCCUACGUAUGGGAACAGCGCUAGAGUUGUCUACAGCAUUCUCCAGGGGCAGCCAUAUUUUUCUGUCGAGUCUGAGUCAGGUCAGGAGACCUUAAUCUGUCAUUCUCUGACAACCUCCAUAAUUUAAAACGACGCGUUAAGUCAAGCUAGGACCUAUUUGGUAAAUUCUUCAAGGAAAUUCUAUUUGACUCAGUGCAGACUUCGAGUGGCUCGGUAGAGUGAUAGAUCUGUAAAUAUGACACAUUAUUUUAAUAUCUUAACCUAACAAAAACAGAAUGGAGCCUGGAUGGAAAAUCCUUUUCCCCCCCAGUCCAUUUAAAACAAACAAAUACUGGGAAUGUUUAGGAUGCCUGCAUCAAAAGCAGGGCUCAACUCAGUCGUUUGGCUUUCAUGAAUAAAAAUGGAGAGGGGACAAUCUUUUUGUCUCUCAAGGGCAACCAUCCAUCAGGGGUAAUGUGCUAGGGGCUGCAGGAAAGCAAUUGGCAGAGCCAUAGAUGAAAGUGUUCUGGAUUAACUAAUCCAGAAUAAAGAUCACCCUGCUUCAAUUUUCAUCAUGGAUACUACCAUGGCGGGGGGAGGGGGAGAGAGAUUAAGGCAGCUUCAGGAAGCACAGCAAGAUACAUACAAUGAGCUCAGUGGCCAGAGGUUGUCCAUCUGUCAGCAGAAAGGAAAAUAAGACUAUGAAGGAGAUGAAUACUGCUUAAUCACAGGUCCUUCAAAAAAAGAUUGGAGGUAUCGUUUUUAUAACUCUGUGGCUCAUACAGGAAACUGACGUGAAAGCCAGCUCAGCUUUGAAGUGGAAGGAGAAAGUGUGGUAGACAGAGAGAUGCUGCUGACUUGUGAAUAAUAAUAAUAAUAAUAAUAAUAAUAAUAAUAUCUGAAAUCUGGACAGGGAAUUUUCUCUCUCUUAUUUUAUGCAAGCUUUCAUUUUUGUAAAUUUUACAACUACAAAGUUAGCAGUAAACUUACUUGUCUGCAAUUUGGGGGGACAGUUCAGUUUCAGUUUGACAGAGUGAGGGUUACACCUUUGUGUAACCAGUGUGGUGUAGUGGUUAAGAGCGGUAGUCUCGUAAUCUGGGGAACCAGGUUCACGUCCCCGCUCCUCCACAUGCAGCUGCUGGGUGACCUUGGGCCAGUCACACUUCUUUGAAGUCUCUCAGCCCCACUCACCUCACAGAGUGUUUGUUGUGGGGGAGGAAGGGAAAGGAGAAUGUUAGCCGCUUUGAGACUCCUGAAGGGGAGUGAAAGGCGGGAUAUCAAAUCCAAACUCUUCUUCUUCUUCUUCUUUGUCAAAGCCCACCUGAGCAGCUUCCAAAGCACCCAACAACCAGCUGUUUUGGGGGAUAUUUUAAAGUGCUACUCAAAGUCAAUUUGCCCUGGCUGAUGUGAAGGCACAUCAAUCCUGCUUGGUCCAGGUGUUUUGUUUCAACAUCUGAAAGGAAGUGGAGGGGGAGCUUGCUUCUAUCGGCACCUUGCCCCUGAUACAUGCUUUGAAACCUCAAUGUUGGGACUUCAAAGCACCCAUCUGUUCAUGCACAUAUUUUAAUGUAUGGUUCUAUCUGCAUAGCCCCAUUGUUUCUUGGCCACACUAGAGUGUAACAUAUUUUUUAAGGAGCCCGAUUUUUAUAAACAGAUGGGCAGUUUGCAAAGGCACCCUACAUUUUAAAAAGCCAAAUAGAAUGACACUGAUAUUUUACCCCUCUGUUCAACUUCUUUUUUUCCCCUCCUCCCAAUACUGUUUCUACCUCUAAAUAUAUAGAAAGAAUGCUUGGGGACUUGCUAUUUUCCCCAUGGAUUUCCUUUCAAUUUAAUGUUGUAGUACUAUGUCUUUAAUGAAGGCUUGCUUUCACCCCGUUUGUCAAAAUAAAAAUUUCAAAUAAGAAAUGGGUGGAAGAAAACACACGCACAUAAAGAUGCAGGACAAAAAGCAAUGGAGGAAAAAAAGUUAUGCUCCCUUUUAGCUUCAUGAAAUGCUUUAGCAUGGGGUUAAUAGGUUGAUGAAAGAACUGCAUCAAACAGCAGUAUAUGCAAAUAGCUUGAAGCUCUUUUCCAUAUUGUGCAAGUCACACAAGCAACAGAACCAGAUACAAUUUGACAAGGCUAUAAUUGAGUGCAGCAACUUGACAACACUUAAAUAUUUACAUCGGGGUAAGUGCAACCGUUACUAGCGACUGUUGCCAAGAGGACAGAGUGGAGGUUUAGAUUUAUUACUUAUUUUUUUGCAAUUGUUCUAGGCAGCUUUUCUGUUCAAUGCACACAUAGACACAAAACUACAAAUAAAACAUAACUCGCCUUUAAAAUGUGGUGCACUACCCAAACGAUUUAAAAUAACACUAAGGAUCACUUGCCAUUCUUGACAGCAGCAGCAGUUGCGACCUGGUCCAGCCGUGGGCAAGCUGGGGAGCGCGGGGUGGGGGUGGACACAAAAACCUCCCACUCAGCUGGCCAGUAUCAUAAGCUCCAGCCAGCAGCAGGGAGUGACAGGACUCCCCUACCUCUUUUGAACUUACAUUGGCCAAUCAGAGACCAGACUGCAAGUAGGAAUUUGGAGACGGACCUGGCUAAGCCUGUUUCCACUCGGGUCCCUCCCCAAAUCAUCAAAGCUGGUUGCACCAUCUUCCAGCAGCGCAGUCAGCAUCGGACAUGUGUGCAGCACUCUGGCACUCUAACUUAAGCUUUUACAGGAAAAGUCAGUGACCUUCAAUGGUGUCCUUAAUUUUCUCAUUCCCAGGCAUCAUCAAAACAGCUUUGCUGAACAUGGAUCGAGAAAACCGAGAGCAGUACCAAGUGGUCAUCCAGGCAAAAGACAUGGGAGGCCAGAUGGGCGGAUUGUCAGGAACCACCACGGUGAACAUCACAUUGACGGAUGUCAAUGACAACCCACCUCGUUUCCCCCAGAGUAUGGAAGAUUUAAUCAUUCUGCUUUAUCUAGCUCAGUUCUGCAGUCCAGUGAUGGGGAUGCAAAGAUACACAGCAAGCCUGGAAUCUUUAAAAUUAGAAGAGAUGGGUGUUAUUGAGGGGAGGGGGUUAUACCUUUUGGUCGCAAAUCUGUGAAAGCUUUUGGAAAGCACCCAGCCUCACUACUCUUGACUAUUGACAAUUAUUUCUCGGAUUCAUCUUCAGCUCUGUCUAUGGUAUUGUAAUGUCCUAUUUCAAAGAGUCAAAAGAAAGUACAGUGGUACCUUGGUUCUCGAACUUAAUCCAUUCCGGGAGUCCAUUCGACUCCUGAAACAGUUCGAAAACCAACGUGCGGCUUCCAAUUGGCUGCAGGAGCUUCCUGUACUCAAGCGGAAGCCGUGUUGGACUCUUGGCUUCUGAAAAAUGUUAGCAAACCAGAGCACUUGCUUCUGGGUUUGCGGUGUUCGGGAGCCGAUUUGAUUGGGAGCCAAGCCGUUCGAGUACCAAGGUACCACUGUACACUGAAAUCAAUUUAAUUAGGGGAAUUUAGCCCAGUUCUUACAUUGAGUACAUUAUAGUACAUAGCUACUGGUUGUUUUUGGCUACAUUCUUUCAUUGGUUAAGCAGCCUUUGUGAUAUUUAGUAUGAUUCAGUGCUUGUCAGUUUGUCUAAUCCUGGGCUCAAAGGCUACUGUUUUGCCAAGUAGCAUGGAAACCACCAAUCAUUUCAGAAAACGUCCCUGCCUGGGCAAACCCUGCACAUUAGAAAUAAGGCUAGGCUACUGACAUAUGGGAUGUGGGUGGUGCUGUGGGUUAAACCACUUGCCGAUUGAAAGUUCACGGUUCGAAUCCCCGCGACGGGGUGAGCUCCCAUUGUUCGGUCCCAGCUCCUUCCAACCUAGCAGUUCGAAAGCACUCAGUGCAAGUAGAUAAAUAGGUACCACUCCAAAGGUAAACAGUGUUUCCGUGUGCUGCUCUGGUUUGCCAGAAGUGGCUUAGUCAUGCUGGCCACAUGACCCAGAAGCUGUCUGCGGAUAAACGCCGGCUCCCUCGGCCAGUAAAGCGAGAUGAGCGCCGCAACCCCAGAGUCAUUUGCGACUGGACUUAAUUGUCAGUGGUCCCUUUACCUUUACUGACAUACUAGCUUUCAACUAGCCACAAGAUUUUGAUGCGUUCUGAAACGGCAUUAGCAAAGAGAACUGCACCAAAUACUUUUCUCUCCAAGGAAAAUAAUUCUAGAUAAAAAAGUAUGCCAGGUUUAUAUAUUUGAAGAUGUUGAGGGAGGCAUUCCCCCAACUGAAGAAUAACUCAUAAUAUAGGGCAAACGUCAGCCUGCGGGUAUGGACAGUAGGAAACUUCUGUUGACACGAGUAGGCCAUAAUUUGAGACUCGGCUCCAUGGCCUAAAGAGAAUUACACAUCUCUGGCCAAGGGCAUCUCACAUGCUCUGAGACAAUGAUGCAGAAACACAAUGACCAAAAGGUCCCCGAGACAAUAUAUUUGGGUCAUUUGCAGUGCAGCAAGUUAACAUGAAGGGCUUUGGCUGUGCGUCGUCUUGUGUCGCUACAUCACAUUGCACAAUGGUCGUUUGCUGUUUCCUUAUUCACUGUAUUUGACGUAUGGAUGCUUUUGGUUUGCCAUAAUCCAUCUGGCGAAAACAGCCCUGCGUGCAUUGUGAAGGGAGGACUUGUUGAAAUCAGUCCAAGGGGCAGGGAAAGAGAAAAAUGCCUUGUAGGGGGUUGCGGUAGAAUAAAGCAGACCUGAUUUAAACAAGAUACUGGGCUUCUUUAAAGCACUUAUCCCUGCCAGGUUCCACACAGUUCUCAGCCUGUCAGGCAAGUGAAUGGUUUGGCAGGUAGGCCCGCAGGGUUCGAUAUUCCACAGAUAGAGCAACCUGUUGUUACUGUGGAGCCAAGAUCAGAGUCAGUCACUUCAUGGGGCUUGAUAAGAUACUAUUGGCUCCCUGCAUCACCUUCUCUGUGCUGAGUUGAUAGCUGCAGUUGUUGUUUGACAUCCAUCUGUCUCGAGAGACAAUGGAGUGCAUCUCCAGGGGUCAAGUCAAACUGCUGCAUUAGCAGCACCAAAGUAACCUACCUGGGAUGCAAACCAGGGCAGUGUGUAUGGAGGUCCCAGACAGCAAGACCCGCUCUCAGCCUUAUGGAUAUGAUUGCAGUUCUGUACUCUAAUCAUGUGUGGGACUGUCAUGCAAGCUAGCCAUUCCCUUCACCUGCAGGCUGCCGUACAGGUGCACGGAAAUGGAUUCCUCUUCCCUACCAUCAUUUCCCCCUGUUUGACGAAGCGUCACGACACCAGCGCCUUUAAAUCAGCACAAGGAAAGAGGAACCUUGAGCCAUAAGGUGUUUACAUGGCAAAAGCCAGAGGGAAACCGUUCCGGUGUGCAGACUUUGCAGCUGAAGGGGGGAAUAGGUUAAGUCUGAUGCCAGAACAAAUGGAAUGGUUAAGCACUUGCCUUUUGUAUCACUUAGAAUCUCCUUUGAAUCAGGAAUACAACAGGAUGGCUCUAUGAGAAAGUAGAAAGUCCUGCAAGCAACUUGGAGUGGCAGCAACCUAGAAGUCAAUUUACUGGUGUGGAUGCUGGUAGAGAAUAGAUGUAGGAAGAAAACCUCCAUGUGACUGGAGAUUUUGGGGGAAAUGCCCCAAUAGCUGUGAUCGUCUGGCUAAAGUUUCCCUUUAUCUCUAGGUGCCUACCAGUUCAAAAUCCAUGAGUCUGCACCUCUCGAUUCGCCGGUUGGCAGGAUAAAGGCUACUGACGCUGAUGUGGGUCAAAAUGCAGAGAUGGAAUACAGCAUCAUCGAAGGGGAUGGCUUAGAAAUGUUUGGCGUCGUCACAGACAAGGCGACGCAGGAAGGCAUCGUAACAGUGAAAAAGGUGCAUGUUCUCAGAUGUUUCCUUCUGGCUUUCAGCAUGCUUUUGUCACGUGCGUUUUGUCUCCCACACAUAGUUGUUAACACCCUUGUCAGUGCUCUGCAAAGGGUGGGGAAAUAGCUUCAGAGGAAAUAUCUCACACUUUUGCAUGACUGUCCAGAUCGGAUCAAGUGGCCCUGGGCAGCCCAGGCACACAGGCUGCCCUCCCCCCCCCCCUCGACACCUCCCUUCUCAACUCUGACUCAUCACAAGCUAUAGAUCCUGCAGACUUCUUUCAGCCUGUGUCUAGAAGCUUCUUAAGCUUAAGUUUGGGUUUGAUAUCCCGCUUUAUCACUACCCAAAGGAGUCUCAAAGCGGCUAACAUUCUCCUUUCCCUUUCUCCCCCACAACAAACACUCUGUGAGGUGAGCGGGGCUGAGAGACUUUCAAAGAAAUGUGACUGGCCCAAGGUCACCCAGCAGCUGCAUGUGGAGGAGCGGGGAAUCAAACCCGGUUCACCAGAUUACGAGUCCACCGCUCUUAACCACUAUACCAUACUGGCUCUUCUUCCUCAUGCUGCAGCCCAGUGUUUAUCACCACUAUGAGAUAAUGCAAAAUAUAACUCUAUUUAGAUGCUAAACAUGGUUGGGUGGGCUAGCAAAAUGCUGUUCACUUAUAUGAGAAGAAAUAAAGGGGUGCAUCCUUUGAGUGUGAGCAGAACCUGCUUCUUGCCCUGUAUAGCACCAGCUAAUAAGGACCACGUUUGCUCCUGUCUGAGUCAACCCAUCCUAUGUCUUGUUUCUUGGUCACACUAGAGCAUGAGGGAUAUUGUGACUGGGCAUUUGAUUAAUUAUGUGUUGGUUGCAGGCUUUUAAAAAAUGGUGCCAAUCGUGGUCACUAGAUUGAUGCUAGUUGUAUUUGCUGGGUUGAUUUAUGUUCUGGACCUGGGAUAAAAAUGUGAACAGUGGCCAUUUCUGUUACCGACAGAAUUCUUUGACAUCCGUAGGUGCAGCAGAUCUGUUCUGUUAAAUGGCAAUCUGGCCUCUUUUACAGACCAGUUCUUUUCUACAUGUUACAAGGAGGGGAUACAUUUUAGAGACGCUGACUAGAAAUCUGCUCCGCUAGCCCCCACAAAUUCUCAAAAACUGUACCGUGUUGCAUAUGAAACAUUUUGAAAUUAAACACUCUGAAAAGCUGGGUAAAGUUAAUAUCACAUCUACUGCAAAAGCAUAUUAGAGCUCUGUGUUCCUAUGUAUUUCCCCUCUACAAUGCAAUUAAUAAUUCUAUUCGGGUACAUUCUGACUUUCUCUUUUGUUGUGUCUCUUUUUUUAAAGAGCAGAGCCUUAUAAGAUCCUGAGUGGGAACUACUAAUAUGACACCUUCGUUGUCAGAAAGCAUUUCACUAAUCUCAUUUACAAGCAACUUAUCUGGCAAGCUUGAUAAGGUUACAGAUAUCAGCCCGCAUCAAUUCAAACUUAGCCAACACGAAAAAGACAUUGUGUAGAGUCUCAAACACGGACUUUUGCCUGUAGAUCUCUGCACAACACCCGUCAUUACUUAUUCAUACAGAAAUGCCUCAUAGGACUUGAUCCUGAUAUCACUCAAUUUUCUGUUUGUGUCUGGUUCUGAAAAAUAAUGCUUUGGCCAGGUUUCAUACAGUACAGGGGAUAAAAAAUGAAGAGGCAUGGUUUGUCUCCUUUCCACCUAAAUUGCUUGUGAUGUUUCUUCUGUACCCUCGGGAUUUCACGAUGCAGUCAAAUCUAAUUGCAACUACAUCACGCACAAUUCCCCCCACUUCCUCGAGCAAUAGGAAAUUCUAGGGGCAGCCUCUGUGGGGGCUGAUUACAUGUGAGGAGAGAGCACUGGAAGCUUGUGGCAUUUUUGCAAUAUCUGUUUAUGCAUUGAACAUAGUGGGGGGAAGAAAAGCCCCAUAGUCAGAAAGAGCCUGCCUAUAAAGCAACAUCAGUUCCCCCAAAAGCAAACAGCUUCUAUUUGAAACUAGGGGUGGGAGAGAAAUUCAACUCAGUUUGCAUUUAAAGGCGAACUUACCAAAUCUGCAGUUCCCAAAACAAUAUGGAAACCAAACACGGUCAUCCAUCAAAAGUUGUGCUUUGCUGUGUGCUUUUGCAAUGCCAGGGAGCGUGUACAGAUAAUAAUAAUAAUAAUAAUAAAUUUUAUUUAUAUCCCAUCCUCCCCAGCCAAAGCCGGGCUCAGGGUGGCUAACAACAAUAAAACAAUACAAAACUACAGCAUAAACAACACUCUAAAAUCGUUCAUUAUAAAAUUAAUUAAUUCAAGCCACUGGCAACCAUUGGGCCAGAGCUCCGCGAAGAUUGCCGAGGGAGGGAGUCAGGCUGUGCCCUGGCCAAAGGCCUGGUGGAACAGCUCUGUCUUGCAGGCCCUGCGGAAAGAUGUCAAGUCCCGCAGGGCCCUGGUCUCUUGUGACAGAGUGUUCCACCAGAUCGGAGCCACAGCCAAAAAAGCCCUGGCUCUAGUUGAGGCCAGCCUAACUUCUCUGUGGCCUGGGACCUUCAAGAGGUUUUUAUUUGAAGACCGUAAGUAGUACCUUGGGUUAAGAACUUAAUUCGUUCUGGAGGUCUGUUCUUAACCUGAAGCACCACUUUAGCUAAUGAGGCCUCCCACUGCUGCCGCGCCACCAGAGCACGAUUUCUGUUCUCAUCCUGAAGCAAAGUUCUUAACCCGAGGUAUUAUUUCUGGGUUAGUGGAGCAUCUGUAACCUGAAGCGUAUGUAACUCGAGAUACCACUGUACAUAUAUAAAAGUGUGCCUAAAAAUGCGCACAUUUGUGAAACUAACAUACGAAAAUAUAGCGCAUUAGGGAAAUUUGCUUUGAAAAACGGUGCCUCUUAAGCAAACAUGCAUACUGUGAGAAACUCACACAAAAGUGCUGAUGAAUUUUCAUGACAACUUUUUUAUUUUAGAAAUCCCAAAGUGAUGUUGAAAUGUGGGGAACGGAAAUUAAGAUUGGAAAAAUGAGAAAUGGGGAUAAUUGGAAAUUGAUGGAUACCUCCACUCCUAUCUGGAGUGUUUCCUUCUUUCCCCCCAAGACUCCUUCAUCCUCUCAGCUACAAAACUCAUAUUCUUUCCUCUUUAACUGGCUGCACUGCAACUAAUAGCCACUUCUCCAGCUCACAACAGAGCAUCAGGACUGUCUGUGCUGUUAGGCAGAGUGAGGAAGCCAUCUAAAAAACCCCAACAACCCUGAUUUGGGGGUGUAAUGAAAGGGCAGCGAAUUGUCAGUUGUUUCAUUUAUUACUAUUGUAUUUUUUACUGCCAGGGCGUGAGAGAAGUACCUGAGGGGUUGUUGCCUCAGGUGCUAAAAUAACUUAGCCAGGUUUUGCACACUAUAUACCGUAUUUUUUGCACCAUAACACUCACUUUUUUCCUCCUAGAAAGUAAGGGGAAAUGUCUGUGCGUGUUAUGGAACGAAUGCCUGCGGGUGGCGGGGGGGGGGGGAUCUGCUGCAGUCGUGAGCAGAGGAUCCAUGGUUCCCCUUCCUUCCCUCCUCCGUGGUUACAAAGCAUGGAUCCUCAGGAUUUUUGCAUUGGGCUACUCCAAACUCACUGUCAGAUCACAUGUCUGUGGCCACAGCAUGAACCACAAAAAUCAUAUAUCCACUAUUUCGUUUAGAAUAUUUUUUUUCUUGUUUUCCUCUUCUAAAAACUACAUGCGUGUUAUGGUCUGGUGCGUGUUAUAGAGCGAAAAAUACGGUACAUUGAAUGGUGCGGCAGAGAUGGGGAAGCAGGGACAGCAAUUGCUGUUCUUCCUGAGGCAGCAAAAUAUCUUGGGGUAGCCCUGCCAACCACAUGGGCUGUGUCCGAGCUCGGUAGACACCGUCAAAGCUCACGAAGAAAAGUCUGGCAGACGUCAAGUGCUAUUGAGCAAGCAUCUACAGCUAGUUCCAGAAACAUCGACUGACCCGUCGGCACUCAUUAACAAGCAAUGAAGUAAAACAAAUGGCGGUUUUCUCUCCCCUUGACACAACACAACAGCAUCCUCGCUACGCUCUUUUACCGAACGCCACGCUACAUUGGUUUUGACUUCACAUAACAUAGUUGCAUUUCCAGUGAGGAACGGCUUUCAAAACACAACUUCCCCCCAAAUUGUGUCUCCUUUUCAGGUAGGGGCUUUGAGGGAAACGAAUGUCAGUUCAGAGUGGGUGGUUUAUUUUCUCAUUUGCAAGGAAGUGUGGGGAGGCAACAUCGUUGGGCAAACACAUUUGGGAAGUGUCAGAGUAGGAAAGGCAGGAAUGUUCCAACAGAAAUGAGGUCAUUAAUGACUUCUAAAAAGUGCAGGAUCGGAGGACAAACCUCUCGUCUCACAGCAGCACAUUAUCUCUGGACAUUAGAAAGAUUUCCGAAGUUGCCAUUGUAUAUUUUCUUCUUCCCAAGGCAUAAAUGGGGCAAUUGUUUGAAGUGGGAGUGCUUGAAUACGGAAACACCUCUGCCCAACUUGGAGCAGUCCCAAUUCAAGGAAACACACCUUCCUUCUGGAGCAGGCCCUUCUUCAAGCUGGGGCUCAAAUGUACACCCUUCAUUCCUUGGUCUUCUCCAAGAAGCAACAAGAAGUGUUGUCCUUUGAAGAAGAGAAAGAAGGUAGUAGAUGGAGGAGGACUCUCUGCUAAAGGUUGAUGAGCAACUUCAUUGCCCCUUCUGUUCUCCCGCCUUGUGGUUCUUUAUAUUUACACCAGACACCCUCUCUCCUCUUUAAAAUAGGGCACAUAACCACCCUACCUCUGAGGCCGAAAUCCUGGAUACACUUACUCAGGCGUAUGUACCGUUGAAAACAGUAGGGCUCCCUUCUGAGCAAACAUGCAUUGAAUUGCAGUGCAAAUGUUUGUUUUGAAGUGCAUAACGCGCUCAUUCCACGCAUUUCAGUCUGCCUCUUUGAAUGUCAGGUCUCCCAGGAAAGCUGUUAUCAGCUUUCUAUUUAACAUGUGCAUUUUCUGCUCCUAGGCUUUGGAUUUUGAAAAGAAGAGACAGUUCACUGUGAAAGUGGAGGCAAGCAAUCCUCACGUGGACCCCAGAUUCCUCUAUCUGGGACCCUUCAAAGACAUUACGACUGUCAGAAUUGUGGUGGAGGAUGUAGACGAACCUCCAGUAUUCAGCAGACCAGCCUACAUAUUUGAAGUGAAGGAAAAUGUCCAGAUAAACACUGUCAUAGGAACCGUGACUGCCCGAGACCCUGACGUUGCAAAGAAUCCUAUCAAGUAAGCAUAGACUUUUUGUUUUAUCUCUGAACUUAGCAUGUUUGGGGGGGGGGGGGUUUAAUGCCAAUAUCUUACUACUGUUGAGAAUGACAUAGUUGGUAUAGCUAGGUGUUAUUUCAGUUGUUGUUUUUUAAAGUAACUUUUAUUUGGUUUUACAAAAUCAAUCACACAAUUAACAUACUUGAAAACAUUAAAAAUAAAACAAGAUUCUUUCGAAUCUUAGGAUUUCCCUCCUCCCCUCCGUAGAUUCUUUAAAAAGCUUUGUCAACUGCAUAUAAUAGUCCAUCCAAAUUACAGUCCUCUAUUGUUUCCAAAGUCUUUGUAACAUUGCAAGAGUUAUUUAGAGCCUGCCAAAGAGUUCAAGUGUUUACAGUGUUCUUUUAAAUGCAAUCUGUAUUCAUCCCAAUCUCUAUUGAAGUUCUGAUCUUCCUGAUUUUCCCUGUCAAUCUCGCCAUCUCUGCGUAAUCUAGCAGCUUCAUCUGCCAGUCCGCCUUCAUGGGCAUCUUGCCAUCUUUCCAUUUCUGGGCAAGCAGCAUCCUUGCAGCCGUAGCAGCAUACAUGAACAGUCUUUUCAAUUCCUUCGGUGUAUCUGUGCCUACAAUUCCUAAGAGAAAGGCUUCUGGUCUAGCUAGGUGUUAUUUCUGGGUCUGCCCUGUGAGACUUCUUCCGAUUCUUUCAUCACAGAAUACAUAAGAACCGCUUGUCUUAUCUCUGGGGAAGUGCUGUUUGCAGCUUAGCUCGGCCACAGCAGGCAGGGCUCGCUCCUGCGAUGUAGGCAGGCAGGGGGAUGUUCCUUCCACCUUUGCCAGCUGCACCUGCUUCAGGAGACUCUUUUGCAGGUGUCACAGCCAAUUGCAGAGGAGUGUGUGGGCAUGGCUCAGGGAGCAGACCAGAGGAGAUUGCUUUGCCUCACAGUCUUCCCUCUGAUCUGCUCCCUGGAAAUAUAAGCGUGCCACUCCCGUGCCUCAGCCACAGUUCCCUUCCGGAUUUCAGAAGAGAAGGGCACCAGGCGCAGUAGAGGAGGAGGAGAAUUUAUUUUUUACAUGGACAGUGGUGGCGGCUUGCUGGACCUCUGAAGCAGCCGAAGAAAGUGAAAGAAAGAUGAGAGAGAGAGAGAGAGAGAGAGAGGGAGAGAGAGAGAGAGAGAGAAGGCACCAAGAGCUUCACUAAGUAGGGAGCAGCUGCGGCAUGGCUAGAUGUGGUGUGGCUUGCUAUGGAAGUGCUUUGGUCGCCAUUGGAGGGGCAGGGAGGAAUGUUCCCUUCAGGACAAUUGGCCAAUCUGGAGAUACUGCCUGCCUCAAAGCAACUGUCACAAUUUGAUGGUGGACAAGGUGUUGAGAAUGGAUCCUUAGACUAAGCGAGCACCACAAAAGCAGGGCAAUCCCAUUAAAGGGAGCAUGGGGGAAGAGCUUCUUUUCCAGACACCCAGCUCAGGGGUUGAUGGGCCAUAGAACCCCCCAAAAUGGUGGUCACAGGGGUUGAUGCACAUCAAAGGGCAACCUGUAACCUCGGGCGACCGUGCCAAUCGACAAACAGCAGGCGGACAGUUUGCUUUCAGGAUAUAAAUAUCAUGGCAACCAUUAAGGAGAUGUUUCCAUUAUUUUUGUUAGAACUUAAAUACAGAAGCAGCUUUUUGGAGUGUUCAUUGGCAACUAUUAGUGAGAUGUUAUUUGUUUAAAAAUCGAACGAAGGAAGGCAAGAAGCGAGUGAGGAGUGGCAGCCAGGGAGAGCUUGGCAAUGCUUAUGUUCUGUUGAAGUAAAUGGAGUUGAAGCAGAAGGUUAAGUGUUGGACAAAAUGCUGUUGAACACAAUGGCACACUUCCAGAGGUACAAUUUCCUGUACUCUCGGUCUGGUGCAGAAAGACAGGAAGCCAUCAAAGCAGGUACAAUACAGGGAGCCAACAAAGUAGAUACCUUCAGAAUAUAUAUCACUAUCAUUAUUAUCAUUCUAUCUAUUACCAACCUUUUACUGGAAGGUCUCAGGGGCCCCCUAUCUGCUUUGUGGGGAAAAACACUUGAGGGUAUAUCCUGCCACAUGUGUUGGGCCACUGAGAAGGGAGCGGGUGGCGCUGUGGUCUAAACCACUGAGCCUCUUACACUUGCCAAUCAGAAGGUCGGCGGUUCGAAUCUGCACGACAGGGCGAGCUCCCAUUGUUCUAUCCCAGCUUCUGCCAACCAAGCAUUUCGAAAGCACAUCAGUACAAGUAGAUAAAUAGGUACCACUGCAGCAGGAAGGUAAACGGCAUUUCUGUGUGCUCUGGCUUCCAUCAUGGUGUCCCAUUGCAUGAGAAGCAGUUUAAACAUGCUGGCCACAUGACCUGGAAAGCUGUCUGUGGACAAAUGCUGGCUCCCUCAGCCUGAAAAGUGAGAUGAGCUCCAGAAUCUAUGGUAUCCUUUCAUUGGACUUAAUAGUCCAGGGGUCCUUUACCUUUUUUACACUGAGAUGGUCCAAUGAUUGUCCUGGAGGGCAUGAACUCCCAACCAGCCCAUUUGAGGCAGCCUCAGCAUAUUGGAAGUUCCCCAAGACCACCAUGAAAGGAUUCUCUAAAACCACAUCCUAUAUUACCUCUGCUACCACACUUAGGGAUGGUUUGUACCAUCCUACAAACACACACAAACAAACAGAAACCCAUUAUCUCUCUCUGGCCCAACACCACCAAUAAUCCUUCUAGUGCAAACACAGGAUGGAUUGUGCCUCUUGUGACAAUCUCAACUCCCCUCCCCACCCCAAACGUCAAAAUUGCUACGCCAAGUACCAGGCCGCAGAUCAUCUGCUCAGGUCCCAGUUAUGCACACAGGUACUAUUUUUUUGGUGUGUGGGGGGCGGAGGGAGAUCCCAUCACACUGUGAACCAAACUACAGUGGUACAUCUGGUUAAAAACUUAAUUCGUUCCAGAGGUCCGUUCUUAACCUGAAACUGUUCUUAACCUGAGACACCACUUUAGCUAAUGGGGCCUUCCGCUGCCACCGUGCCGCCAGAGCACAAUUUCUGUUCUCAUCCUGAAGCAAAGUUCUUAACCCGAGGUACUAUUUCUGGGUUAGCAGGGUCUGUAACCUGAAGCAUCUGUACCCCGAGGUACCACUGUAUACAGAUCUCACAGCCUACAUCAGCAGUGUCGACAGUUGAGAACAGACUGGAAGGCCAGAUCAGGCUGAUGGCUUUGGCAAACACAAAUGUGUGCCUGGCGUAUGCCUACUUUCCCCACUCAACCAUUCACUUAGGCAUGCCCUACACCAGGGCUCCUCAACCCGUUGCCCUGCAGAUGUUUGGGGCUAGAACUCCCACAAGCACCAUGUUUCCUGAGGCUGAUGGGAACUGUAGUCCAAGACAUCUUCAGGGCACCAAGCCCUGUCCUGUCUUGGUGUGGCUAGAAACCUCACUCCGUUUUUGUUGUGUCCAUACUCCUCUGUUCCUUUGUUGCCUCUGAGCUGUUCUUCCUGCAUCCGUGGUAUGUACACUCAGGUUGCUUUCUCACCUUGCGAAGGUGCUCUCCAACACCUCUCCCUCCAUCUUUCUACUCAGUCAUGGGUGGGAGCUGAUAGAAGAAAGAUACAGGAGGAGAGAGGCAAUGGGGAACUUUCAAAAUGAGGCCAAGGAGCGUGUGCUUGGUUGGAGAUGCGCAGCAACAGAAAGCGUCAAAGGUAGCCUCUCUGGACAUGCCUCUGGAACCUAAAUGCUGUGCAGGAGUAGAGAGAAAGUGAGCAGAACCGUGCUACCACCCAAACUGCUUGCCUAUGUGAUCCUGAAGGGCUUUUCUGGUGCCCCCUCUCCUAGCAUCUUCCAAGAUCCGCAAGCCUAGAUUAGGACUGCCUCGUCUUGACAGUGAUUUCCCCCACACACACCAUCAUGAGUGUAAAUGCUAACUCUAACUUUCCCUCGCAGCUUGGGGGAGGAUGCAAUUAGACCGUUAUAUGUUCUACUUGUCACUUACUUGUCAGGUUCCCCUGACAGUUAGAAAUAAAACCUUCAGACACUUGAUGUUACAUUGAAAACCCUCAAUUUUUUCCACUUGACUGUAGCUUUAAAAAGAAAAACCUUAGCACAGAGCACUGUCAGCUUGAAAGCCCUUUGAUCUCCCAUUAAAGAAUGCUUCAUAAUGUCAUUAUGAAGAUGCUUAGCAUGUGUGUGAGAGGAAAUUCACACAUGCAUUCCUCAGUGGCCCACAAAUUUUCUUGGCUUGCAGUUGCAUUAAAUACAGGGACUCUGCAUUGAAGAAAGCAAUUAGGGGAAGAUCUCCGAGGAGCAGAUUUUGUAAAAAGUCUGCCUUUGGCACUAGCAGAUUGAGUGACACUUACAUUUGUCAAUAGAGUAACAUUUUAGUCACUGAUUCCCCUCGCCUGCCUGGAUGCUGAGUGACAUUCCAGAUGAAUAAAUGCAUUCAGAUGUACAACUAUCACAAUAUUAGAGCUGACAGUUUUCAGUCUUGAGUCCAACGAGGCUCUAGUCCCAUUAAGACCUCAUGGAGACUGUGGCCCAAGAGACGCUGGCACGUACCAGCAACCGCAGUCUCCACACCAUCCUCCUUCCCUCCAAUGUUUGCCAUACAGAAAACCUGCCGUCUCCCAUGUCAACCAGGCAUUGCAAAGGAGCUGAGAUUAGUCGCAAUCAUCCCUGCCUACACCUGAAUAAACUUGGAUAUGCCAACACUUCGACUAAAUGCUGCAGCUGUUUCAUUUAACAACCACUUGAUGUGCAUACAGUAGCAAGGGGUUGUGUUUACCUGCGGAAAACUUUGCUUGUUGAUCUCUGCACGUCAAUAAAGCAUCAGAAUAGACCAUACCAUUUUCGUCCGGUUGGUUUGCAACCAUCCUUAUCUGUCAGGCUACACAGAAAGGGACCAUCGCCUUGUCUGCUUCUGUGAGGAAUUGAAAAGGGAUUUGGCAAAGAGAGUGGAUGGGCAGUUCUCCGCUGAGUGGGGCUCUGAGAGAAUUCCAGGACAACAAGGACCCCUGUCCGGCAAAUUCAAAAUACUGCAGCAUAUAUAACAAAACAGUUGAUCCAGCUCGGGUAGCCUGUUAACACGUCAUCUAAUCUAAGGUAGCACUUUUGUCCUUGAGAGCAGUUCAGCCCAUGAACUCUGCACAUUUAAAGGAUGCUACGUUGUCAUUCAAUCAGUAUCACAAGAGGUACCUUCAAGAAAAUAUUGCAGUGUGGGGUAUUCCUGCUCAGUAUGCCAAUCAGCUAUGCCUUCUUUCAGGAUAUGAUAUUCCGUUUCCCCGCCUCUCCACCUCAUGUUUUCCUUAUCCUGGAGGCGGUUGGAGGAUGGAUGGUGGCUAAUGGAUUGAAGUUGAAUCCUGACAAGACAGAAGUAUUGUUUUUGGGGGACAGGGGGCGGGCUGGUGUGGAGGACUCCCUGGUCCUGAAUAGGGUAACUGUGCCCCUGAAGGACCAGGUGUGCAGCCUGGGAGUCAUUUUGGACUCACAGCUGUCCAUGGAGGCGCAGGUCAAUUCUGUAUCCAGGGCAGCUGUCUACCAACUCCACCUGGUACGCAGGCUGAGACCCUACCUGCCCGCGGACUGUCUCGCCAGAGUGGUGCAUGCUCUAGUUAUCUCCCGCUUGGACUACUGCAACGCGCUCUACGUGGGGCUACCUUUGAAGGUGACCCGGAAACUACAAUUAAUCCAGAAUGCGGCAGCUAGACUGGUGACUGGGGCGGCCGCCGAGACCACAUAACACCGGUCUUGAAAGACCUACAUUGGCUCCCAGUACGUUUCCGAGCACAAUUCAAAGUGUUGGUGUUGACCUUUAAAGCCCUAAACGGCCUCGGCCCAGUAUACCUGAAGGAGCGUCUCCACCCCCAUCAUUCUGCCCGGACGCUGAGGUCCAGCGCCAAGGGCCUUCUGGCGGUUCCCUCAUUGCGAGAAGCAAAGCUACAGGGAACCAGGCAGAGGGCCUUCUCGGUAGUGGCGCCCGCCCUGUGGAACGCCCUCCCAUCAGAUGUCAAAGCGAUAAAUAACUACCUGACAUUUAGAAGGCAUCUUAAGGCAGCCCUGUUCAGGGAAGCUUUUAAUCUGUGAUAUUUUACUGUAUUUUUUGUUUCUAUGGAAGCCGCCCAGAGUGGCUGGGGAAGCCCAGCCAGAUGGGAGGGGUACAAAUAAAUUAUUAUUAUUAUUAUUAUUAUUAUUAUUAUUAUUAUUAUUAUCCAAUAUGCUGCAUUCUGUGCCCAGUCAUUGGACCAUUUGUGGUGGGGUGGGGUGGGGUGGGAGGUCCACAUACAACUCCUGGCCUAAUGGUUUGUUCUGCUUCUGCAAACCUCAGAUUCUCCGAGUAUACAGAUAUCUCCCUCUUGAUACCAGGAGCCAUGUUCUUGCUACAUAGCUGUCAUAAUUCAGCACUUGAGUUUGCUGUUGCUGUAUACAAGCAGGGCCCAACCUCAAAAUUUUGCAGUGCAUACUGUGUAUGAAACAGCAUGUGUAUGUACCUCGGGACUGGAAAGUAGCUGAUGUAACAAAAAAAAUUAAACAGCGAUCCUGGAAAUUGCAGGCUGGUUAGCACCAUAAUCUCUAAGCAAUGUUCCUGGAACGUAACUGAUGUGAACAUUGCACGACCCCUGCAUUUCCUUAUGUAUAAGUAUUAAGGACUUAGUGACGGCAUCUUCAUAUAUUUGUUAACAUUCUAGCUUAUCAAUUUCCCCAAGUUUGAAGGGAAUAAAGCCCCAAAAUCUGACAUACACGCACCAGUAAUUUCAUUAAAGAAAUGUAAAAAAUGAGUUUGAUGUUGUCGACUUAAUUUUUAAUAGGCUAUGAUCCGCAAGUCAAAGUCACCACCAAUUCAACAUAAUUAGCAGCCCUUGAUCAAAAGAGACCUGGGAUUAUUUAAAUGGAAUGAAAGCAAUGAGAAGGGUAGCCUAUUAAAAGCAUUCUUCUAGGUCAGGGUUAACAAUGUAAUUAGGAUAUACUUUUAACUACUACAACCUUGUCUUGUAUUCUUUCUGAAUGAGAAAAAUAAUUUAGAACUAGCGUUUUGCCAAACCACGGUGUUACCUAUUAGUACUGUGUCGCAUUAGUGUUCUGCUUGCAGAUGAUGCUCUGUGCAGAAUCGGCCCACCCAUGAGACAGUGUGAAGCAUCCUCUUCAGGUGGCGGAAGCGCAAGAGGCGGCACCCUGCCUGCCCCACCGCUUCUGCCACUGCCAUAAUGCCCCCUCUUGACAGCAAAAUGGAGGCGGUGGUGUUGCUGCUCCUUUUCCCUGCCCUUGGAGUGAAGAAGACAAGUGUCCGUGCUCUGAGGAGCAAGCUGGCAUUCACUGAAUUGGCAAUAGCCAGGGGGUUCCCGAGUGCAGUGUUGUCACUUGUGCUCCCCCCCCCCCCCCAAGGUAGGGGAAUACAAGUGGCAAUGGCGGAAUUAGGGGGCGGGGCACAUUCCUCAGGUGGCAAAGUGGGAUGAACCACCCCUGCCUGUGCAUGUAGCGAUUUCUGGGAAACCAUGCAUCCUCAUAAUAUUCAGGUGCAGAUCUAUGUCAUGGGAGGAGGGAAACGGUUAGCCAUUUGUGAUAAAAAAUAUGCAUAUUGCACAAAUAGUUGAAGAUAAAUCUUUACUUGUUAGGUUGACAACAGUUGAACAACCGGUAUUAUUUACAUCUACAUUAAUGAAUGUCUCUCCCUUGAGCCCAAGAGAGGUUUUAAUUCUUUUUUUCAAAACUCCUUUGUAGCAGUGCAUAAGUUACUAAUCCUUAGCUUGCCUGUCCCCACAGCAUCCUCCAGAAAGCGUCUUCAUGAAGCCCCCACCCUCUCACAUUCACAGCCAAAGACAAAACCAACACAAUAACCAAGCCACUGCCUUCUGCCACCUCCUUUCCCCAAUACCAUUUAUCCUUUGUGAAAUACAUUCACAAUACAAUACAAACACUAACAGAAAUGCCAGGGCAAACAGGUUGAAACUUGCAGUUCGGUAGGUUCUCUGCAGAGUUGGAAUGAGCGACUGAGCUCGAGGCCCUACUGCAGCCCUAGAGGGUUGACAGUCCAGCAUUAGCCUCCCCACACCCCAUUUCUUCCAGAGCAGGGCUGAGAAACCCAUGAGCCUCCAAUGCCGUUGGACUCCAACCCCCAUCAGCCCUACCAAACACUGCAGUUGGUCAAGGAUGAUGGGAGUUGUAAUCCAACAGCCGCUGUAGUCCUACAGGUAGACCCAUCUUGGUAGUGGCAUGUUGGCAGGAGAGACAGCUAUGAGUCCCUUGUUCUUCUAGAGAUGAACCAGCUGUUUGAUCACCAGGGGUAUACCACACAGCCCUACGGUGAUGAUCAGCUCUGUGAUAGUGGCUGCCACUAGGAAGUUGAACUUAACCAUGUAGCAUGGUGCAAACUAAGGCUCCAUCCAUUAUUCAUCUUUUGCCAAGAAGCUGGAAGAACGGAGGCUUAGCUCCCUCCUGUCUGACUUGAGAUGAAAGUACAUGCACCACUUCCCACCCAUUGGGUGUAAACUGCCCAAAGAACCUCUUUUCUCCUGGGCAUCCCUUUCCCCUUGCUAGGGCUUUGCUAGGGCAUUCUCUUCUCUCCACUUACAGCCUAACAUGAUCAAUUGUAUAGCCGUGCUUCCUAAGGGCAGCUGCAGCUAAAACAAAUGGUUAGCAUCAGGCUGCAAAUUAAGAAUCGAACAUAAACAGGUUUUCUCCAUUGCUUCCGAGAACUGUGUCACAUACACUGUGCUAAAUCUGUGAUGUUCGGAUUUCUGGAUAUUAGGCUUCCGUUUGAAAAACUUACACCGCUAAUCCCCAGUUCGCUGAAUAUGUGAAAGAUGCUUGCUUAAAGCUUGUUAAAUAACUUGGCAAAUCCAAACUGUGGCACUACUGCCAACUUUCAGUAUAUGUCUGAGAUAUUAAUUGUUGCCCCAGCUUGAGGUCCUGGUUUCUGCAACUCAUAUAAUUCCAGGAGAAUUUCUGCUGGCACACAGCCUUUGAAGUCGACAGACACACAAACUCUUCCAGCCCCAGACUUUUAAAAGGUAUCAGGGAGAUGUUCUUUCCUUUCACUUGAAAAGAAGCAGCAGCAGCAGAAAGUCUCAUGAUCUUUAAUUCACUUUAAUCCGUUCAUCAGGAAGGCUUGACUGCUGACCUUUCAACAGAUGGAAUUAGAAACGGUAACCUAACGCCAUGUUACGUUGAAAGCAGAUGCUAAAUUCACAGUGACUACACACAACCCCACUUAAAAACCCUUGCUUUGAAGGAGCUCCACCAUGUAGCCAACUUCAGGUCCCAUCUUAUUCCCCAUCCAAUCCUCUCUCUCUCUCUGUGAUGGCCUGGGAUUCGGACUCGGAUGCUGAACCUGAGGGAUCCCAGCCUGCACAGGAUUCCCCGCCUCCAGAACCAGCUGAGCUGGGGCUGGGGCAUAAGCCUGAAGGGUCUUCACCAGUGCUGGAUCCUCAGGUGAAGGCACCAGCAGAGUCUGCUCUGGCUCCUGAGGUGAUGGAGCACCCAUUGCCUGCAGGUGCUCCACUCUCAGCCCCGUCAGAGGAAGCUGAGGUUGCCUCUGGGUCCGGUAUCCCUCCAGCCUCUCCUGAGCUACAGAGGCUCAGGGCAGAGAGGCGGAGGGAACUAAGUUCCCACAGGAGGAGUGCUCACCUCCAGGCCAGGAGGGGUGAGUCACCUGAGGAUCUGGGCCGCCCUAUGCCUCAGGGCAGAUAAAAGCCGGCCAGACCCAGUCCCAAGUUGCGGGAGCAACAUUGUUGGUUGCUAGGUCCUGCCUGAGCUCCUGACCUGCCCUGGCUCCCUGCUUGCUUGCCUGUUCCUGACUUCACCUGACACCCUGCCCUGCACUCAGCUUCAGCUACUACAGACUGCCUCCACGUUGCAUCUUUGACUUGCACCGGACUUGGACCUCACCUCUGGGGUAACCCAUGGGACCAGCACACUCUCCCUCUCUCCCGCACCAAUCCUUGGGAGCAGGGAAACAGUUGGCUGAAUUCCAACUCUUCCCCUUGGCAACCUCAGCCAAUCUCCCCUGGGCAUUACAGCAACCAUAGUGUGGUUGAAACAGGUAAAGCGAUAUGAGAGGGUAACUUGCCUAAGUAGACACUGUCAGGAGCUUGUCCUCCACUUGAGUAGGACCCUGGCAGAGACACAUGCCCGACUGGCAUGUUCCCUCCCUCCUGGUCGAUCGUUCGGGAGCUUCAAAAGCUUUCUUCAGUCCAAACAUCACAGCGAUCGAUGCCAACAGACAUCAGCACAGGGAGCCUGCGCCAGGUCACAAAAGCCGCCCACCAACAAUACUGGUGAGCGGUCAUUCUAUAGCCCUUGCCGACUGAUCCAUUUCAUCUGUUGCCCUCCUAUAUCCUGCAGUUUAUUGCCAGCCUAGCCAAAAUAUUAUAAAUCCUGCCAAAAAAAAAAACUUUUUAAAAAUUGCAUUGCUGACAUUUCCAUUUUAGGUGGGUCAGUGAUUUUCAGCAAGUUCUGCUCUUGGGUACAUUUGGUAUUGAAUUAUUUAGAAGCAGUGAUUGGCCAUCCUGUUCAGUUGGGAAGUGCAGGAAAACAGCAGCCUGUUCCUUCCCUUGCAUGAGUAAAUCUGUGCCCUACAGUUAUUUUAUUAUUAUUUUGUUUAUUGAAUUUAUAUACCGCCCUAUACCCGGAGGUCUCAGGGCGGUUUACGGUUUAUAAAGAAGGCUACAGAGCUCACUAAAUUUUCACUAAUGCACGCAACCAUUCUUGAGGCAGAAAAGUGCAAUGAAACACCUUUUGGUUCAGUUUUCUGUGAUAGGCAGUGCAAUCGUAGACAUGACUACUCAGGAGUAAGGCCUUGUGAUGCCUUGGGUGAAGUUACUUAGGUUGCAAAUAAUGUUACGCUUACCUGGAAAUAAAUGUGCAAGAGAGUUGCAGGCUGAAUAAGCCAGAGCAUCACUAUGUUCAUGCCACAUUAGCUUUCAACAUGAUCAUUAGCAGGAAAUUUUCACAAAAUUAUAUUAUACUACAGAAACAUUGAGCUGGGAGGAAAUGAUCUUGUGGCAGGUUUUCUACCAUAUCACGCUUUGAAAAUUUUAUUUUCUGCACAAGAAGCUUCACAGGUUGCAUUUGUAUUUUGAAGAAUGCAAGUUGUUCACCUGUUGAAUCUUGAUGUCUGCACCAAGGAGACAAAGGGGGAGAUAGCCAAAUAUUUUUUAAAAAAUCCAUGCUCAAGUAAAGAACUCCAGAAUGCCAAUUGUAACACUUAACAUGGAAAUUAUGAAUUGGCCUAAUGUGUUUGGGUUGUGUCUCAAUGGGUGGUGUUGUGAAUAAAAUAGGAUUUUGGCAAAUGGUGAGGAAUUACAAAUGGUGAGGAAUUACAAAUAUUCCAUCUGCUGAAGCAGGGUUUGUACCGACCAGGAUCCUUAGAUAAAUCCUGCCCAAAUCACAGAAGGUAUCAAGAUGUUGCAGUUCACAAUAUCAGUACAACAACAUUGGUUUGGUGGGGUUUGUUGUUGUUGUUUGCAAUAUAGCUGUAGAGUGCACCAUAAAAUUAUUUAAAAGCAUUUUUGGAGCGAUCUCUAAAUGACUUUGUUUCUAUUUUCAGGUAUUCUGUAGAUCGGCAUACUGACAUGGACAGAAUAUUCAACAUUGAUUCUGGAAACGGUUCAAUAUUUACUUCCAAACUUCUUGACCGGGAAACAUUAUUGUGGCAUAACAUUACAGUAGUAGCUUCCGAGAUCAGUAAGUUCUGCAUAAACACCAUUGCCGUAACGAAUGCAGCCUUCCAGCUGAGAAUGGCUGAAAGGAAGUCAAUCUCCAUGCUUUGGUUGUUUUGCUGUUAUUCAUGGAAGUAAACUUUAAAAAAGCUUCUGUAUUUUCCCCUCUUUCUUUCCCAAGGCUACAGCUUAUGAAGAGGCAACUUUGUGCCUGAAUGGAAAGGAAAUUAGUAUGCCCCUCAUUUCAGAUCAAAUAGACUAAAGAAAUCCUCCUGGCCAUUGGUUAAUUAGGAUGGCAAUUGCUGCUUGUGAACAGCUGCAUAGAUUGUACCCCCUCCCCACAAAAAGGGGUACAUAAUAUUGAGGAAGGAGAGGGGAAUAUGCUGUUCUUUAUGUCCCAACUAAAUUCAGCCCUGUAGCAUUGACCAAGAUACUUAAAAGGCCAUCAUUUCAAGUCACUUACUUCUUUCUGCGUUCCCCUAUUAAUUUCAUUAGGGCCAGAUUUAAUUAGAAGCCCGGAGCCCAGUACAUCACUCCUAAAUCCACUUACAUGAAAGCUAUUGUAGAUGGGACUUGCUUCCAAGUAGGCAGGCUUAGAGGACUAGCAGAAGGCAUUUAGAUUGCAUUCAAGCCAAAGGCCAAUUUGUCGACUUCAGAAACAUCAACAGCAUUUGAAACCCUUCUCCGUUUCUUGUUUGGUCUGAAUGGGGACUCUGGAUUGGGAGGAAGGGGAACACUUCACAAUUAGGCGAGUCUAGAUAAUCAAGUAGGGACGCGGGUGGCGCUGUGGGUAAAUCCUCAGCGCCUAGGACUUGCCGAUCGCAUGGUCAGCGGUUCGAAUCCCCGCGGCGGGGUGCGCUCCCGUCGUUCAGUCCCAGCUCCUGCCCACCUAGCAGUUCAAAAGCACCUCCGGGUGCAAGUAGAUAAAUAGGGACCGCUUACCAGCGGGAAGGUAAACGGCGUUCCGUGUGCUGCGCUGGCUCGCCAGAUGCAGCUUGUCACGCUGGCCACGUGACCCGGAAGUGUCUGCGGACAGCGCUGGCUCCCGGCCUAUAGAGUGAGAUGAGCGCACAACCCUAGAGUCUGUCAAGACUGGCCCGUACGGGCAGGGGUACCUUUACCUAGAUAAUCAAGUAACUGUAGGUUGCGCACAACUAAUUAAUGAAUCAUCUCUAUUAAUGCCAAUGGGUCUAUUCUAAGUAGAGCUAGCACAGAAGAUCACUCCGUUGAGUUCAAUAUUCAUGCAGGGAGCCUGUGCAAAUUAGGUAGCCUUGUUUAAGCACCUGUUUUCUAUGUAAACCUGCCACCGAACACUUUUUUAAUCAUCUCCAAUAUUUUAGGUCACAUCCAGGUAACUAGAUGUCUCGUUAAUGGGAGACAUCAAAACUUCUUCCAGGAAACCAUAGUAACUGCAGUUCUGAGAGGAAGGGGGGAAAUGGCGGACAGCUAACUUGGGUGGCCAGAUUAAAAAAAGAGGACAGGCUCCUCCACCUUUAAUGGCAAGCAGAAGAUAAAUAAUCUCUCAAAAUUGCCUCUUCUGCACAACAGUUGGAAGGUUCAGGAGCUCUGUGUUCUUCUGCAUUUGGCUAUCCUAUCUCUUUUCAAUGAUUCUCACUGGACUACAAUGACCAGAAUUCUUUAACCAUCAUAUUUAAAGGGAUAUAGAAGUGAUCACUAUCUAGCAAAGAGAGAGCCUAGGAGCACCUACAUGUGCAAAUGUAAUUCAGUCAACACUGAGAAGAAUCUUGUUUUGUUGCAUUUGACUGUGAAGCACAGCAGAAUAACAAUUAUUUAAUGCCUUCCAUGGCAUUAGAUAGCUAGAUUCUACAGGAAAUCUCAAGGCUCUUAUUUGCAGCUCAGCAGGAGGAACAGAGCUAUGUAUAUCCCAUAUUUGAGGAAGGGGGGAAUAAAAAAUAAUAAUAAUUUGCUCCCAGGCCCUCUCAAUUAUGUGCCAAGAGAAAUGCUGAAUUCUGCACUUGGAAUAAAUUAUUCAAAUUUCUCUAGUUUUUGACAUUUAAGCGGGUGUUGCUAAUUUAAGGUAGGCUUGAAAGUCUAUUCUGAAAACUUGCUCUUUUUAAAAAAGAAAGAAAGAAAGCAAACUGAGAUUCUUAGGAAGCCAGUUCAUGCAUCCAAUACCACAUUCUGUGAUUAUUAUUAUUUUUUCUAGGCUCUUGUAAAAUUGCUGCAUACACAUGGAUCUGCUUGAUCCUUCCUUUUUCUUUCUUUCUUUUUUAAUAAUAUUUAUUGCUUUUACAACAAUUUAAACACUACAAAAAAAAAAUACAUUACAAUACAAAGACACUACCUUACACUAAAACAUUAAACUAACAAGACGAAACAAAAACAAUUUAAAAACACAUCAACAAAGAAAAGAAAAGGAAAAAAAAUAAAUUUCAAUGUCUUAUCUUUCUUUCACAUAUUUCCACGACCUCCUCACACCUCCCUUUUUGUAUUCCACUUCUAUUAAUUAUUUCAGCAAUUCCUUUCCAUCUUCCCCUGUUUCCUAUCCUAUAAUUAUCUUAACAUAUUUCAACCUCAUUUUUCUUUUAAUACUCUAUUAAUCUAUUUGUACUUAAUUCCUUAUAACCGUUCUACUAAAGCCAUAUCACUUCAUUCCAACAUUCUUCUAGCAUUCCUUAAUUUUACAAUAUUUCUGUAAAUAGUCUUUAAACUUUUUCCAGUCUUCUUCCACCGACUCUUCUCCCUGGUCUCGGAUUCUGCCAGUCAUUUCCGCCAAUUCCAUGUAGUCCAUCAACUUCAUCUGCCAUUCUUCCCUGGUGGGUAAAUCUUGUGUCUUCCAAUACUUCGCGAUGAGUAUUCUUGCUGCUGUUGUUGCAUACAUAAAAAAAGCUCUAUCCUUCUUUAGCACCAAUUGGCCGACCAUGCCCAGGAGAAAGGCCUCUGGUUUCUUAAGGAAGGUAUAUUUAAAUACCUUUUUCAUUUCAUUAUAAAUCAUCUCCCAGAAUGUCUUAAUCCUUGGGCACGUCCACCAAAGGUGAAAGAAUGUACCUUCAGUCUCAUUACAUUUCCAACAUUUAUUAUCGGGCAAAUGGUAAAUUUUUUCAAGCUUAACUGGUGUCAUGUACCACCUAUAAAUCAUUUUCAUUAAAUUUUCUCUUAGGGCAUUACAUGCCAUAAAUUUCAUACCUGUGGUCCAUAACCGUUCCCAGUCAGCCAUCAUUAUGUUAUGUCCAACAUCUUGUGCCCAUUUAAUCAUAGCUGGUUUCACCGUUUCAUCCUGAGUGUUCAAUUUCAACAGCAAGUUAUACAUUCUUGACAAAUUCUUGGUUUUUGGAUCUAACAAUUCUGUUUCCAAUUUUGAUUUUUCCACCUGGAAACCAACUUUUUUGUCCAAUUUGUAUGCCUCCAUUAUUUGAUAAUAAUGGAGCCAAUCUCGCACUUUGUUUUUCAAUUUUUCAAAGCUCUGCAAUUUUAUUCUAUCUCCAUCUUGCACCAGAAGUUCCCAAUAUUUCGGCCAUUUGGCCUCCAUAUUGAGUUUUUUCUGUGCCUUCGCUUCCAUUGGUGACAACCAUCUUGGGGUUUUCUUUUCUAACAAAUCCUUAUAUCUUAUCCAAACAUUAAACAAUGCUUUUCUAACAAGAUCCUUCCUUUUUCUUAUGCAUUAUGUGUAGCUAUAAAAUGGGUCACUGAACUCUUUCUGAAAACAGUGCUCAAGUAGUUUAGAGAGCAAUAGGGCAAGGCCUGAGCUAGCGCGCCUCAGGUGAAUGAUCUUUGGUUAGCCUCUCAGAAGGGAAGGGAUGGAAGGAUGCUUUGCUCCUCUCCCCACAAUCUCUACUCAAAAACAUUUUAUGGAAUCUUAAAUAACAUGUCGACAAGCAAGUAGCUUUUUCUUAUUUUCUGGCAGCCACAAUGCCACUUUACCAUCUCUUAAGACCACGCUGUUGACUGCGCAGAAAACAGGGGUGAAGAACCUUUGUCACGCUGAAUGCCACAUUUCCUUUUGGACAAUGUUUCGAAGGCCACCUGCUAGCAGUGAGCAGGCCAAGAGUAACAAUGGGGAGAUCAAGGAAUGUAAAUUUCUCAUUGUGUAGUACGCUUGUUUCCACACACAAACACCAGACAAGCAAGAGGUAUUAUCUGAGGUCUAGGGCACAUUCCAACCAGAGGAAAAACUUCCCUGACAUAAAGCAGGCCCAGUGAGGGGUGUGGCUUGGAGAACGUUCAGAGGGCCACAUGGGGAGAUAUGGAGGGCUGCAUUCAUCCUUCAGGCCUGAAGUUCCCAACCCCUGACCAAGAACAAUUGCAAAGUUUGGGGCAUUUUAUUGCUUUCUGUCCAGUUGUGCAUAUGCUUGCCCUGCACUGACUGCACCUUUUACCCGACAGAGCGUUCUCUGUUUCUGAAGCCACAAGUGCACACUGUUGUCAUGCGCUUCCAUGCGAUGAGAAGAAAAUUGCCCCAUGUCUCAGCGUGAUCAUCAUUUAUCAUCGAUAAAGGCACCAGCAGGCACUAAUGCAAACAGUAAAACUAGCAGGUCCUUGCCUUCCAACUCACAAUUUUGUUUGACAUUUUUUAGAUGCUAAAGAAUGUGAAACAAAGGGAAGGAGGACUUAAGGGGAGGAGAAAAACUGUGCACUAGCUAAGUGAAACAAACAAUGAGUAAAACACAGACUAUAAUUAGCCAACGAGUAAGAAAGGGAAGAGAGAGAGCAAAUGAGUUUUUAGUAGUUUCUUAAAAUGGCAAAGAGGAGAUCAGUCAGACAUCUCUUUUUUUAUUUUUAUCAAUGCUUCCUCCAGGAUAGUAAAUUCCUAGUCUUCAGCUAUGUACUGCUAAUUUGUAAGAUGGUCCAAAAGAUGUUAAUGAUGUCGUUGUUCUCUGAAAUUGUCAUACCAUGGUGCUUCCUAUAUAUCAGAGCUACUUUUCUCCACAUGGACCCAAAAUAUGGCAUGGAUCUUUCUCAUGGUGCUGGGGUGACACAUAAAAAGCACCUAUGUUUAUGACCGAUUACACAGCCAGCCAGUGUGGUAUAAUAGCUAAGAACAAGUAUGCUGAGGACUACAUCCUUGGGAGACAGCUGGAGUUUUUGCAGAUGUUGGACGCCCCUUGUCCAAACAAGACAUCUGUGGAUGUUACAGGUGCCACAGGAAUAUGAUCAUAACCUGCUCGGCCAAUAAAAUAUAGAACGUGCAGCUCCACCAUUCGAUGAUGAGGCCCCAUACUUCCUUUAGUGAUUUGAAAUAUGAAGGUUAAGUGAGUCAUGGGCAAUUUGCAACUGCCAGGAACGAUGUCUCAAUGCCUUCCAUCAGGAAGAUUUUGGGCACCACAUGGCAGGACAGAGUUCUGAACAAAGAUGUCCUCUCCUAAGCUCACAUUCCCAGACGUCCUGUCUCAGCGACGUCUACACUGGCUUGUUCAUGUCCACAGAAUGGAAGAUGGCAGGAUACCUAAGGACGUGCUCUACCGGUAGCUGGCUUCAGGCACCAGGCCCAUUGGCAGACCAACUCUGUGCUACAAAGAUGUCUGCAAAUGUGACAACGUGUGGCAAUCCCUUGCAGAUGACUGCAGUGCCUGGAGACUGUUAUGUACUGAAGUUCUCACCCUGGGCCAGCAGGGGGAUACUGUAGAUAGUUAUGCAAAUAAGGGAUCAAAAGUGACGUUCAGUGAUUGGAUAGUUUUAGAAAGUUGUUACAGUAACGUUGUACUGGAGCUCUAUAUAAGCAGGCUGACUGAACCCUUCAGUUCAGUUCUGUCCUGGCCUGUGAAUAAACAAGAGCUGUUUGAAGAAUCACUGUGUCGUCUGAUAUGUUCACCCACAACUUAACACUGGCGACGAGGAUGGGAUGGAUGGACAACAGAGCACAGCCAGAUGCAGCCACCCUCUGAGCAGAGCUGAAUCACUGAGCUGAAACACUGAGCGAAAUCACUGAACGUCACUUUCGAUCCCUUAUUUGCAUAACUAUCUACAGUAUCCCCCUGCUGGCCCAGGGUGAGAACUUCAGUACAUAAUAGAGACAGGUUGUGCUUCCAUAACAGUGGCCAAAGGAGGAAUGAUCGCUGGGAGGAGCGCAGAGAGGAGAAACGUCAUGGUGCAUCCGCAGCAGCACAACUGGACACCUUCAUCUGCCCCAGCUGCAACAAAACAUGCCUCUCUGAAAUUGGUCUCUACAGGCACAGCAGCCACUGUAACCUUCCAACGGUUUGACUUCACUCCCAAAGGCACACUCCUCCUUCGUCUCCCGAGACAGAUUGAUGCCAGCCAAAAGCUCCAUACCUGCUAAAUAUCUCUGUAUUUUAGGGGUUACAGAGGGACCCUCAGCAAAGGAGGAAUAUUUUCAUGGUUAUUGCAAUGCAUACUCCCGACAAACAUAUGCCUCUCUGUUGGGCCACCUUGACUUACUCACGAGCCCAAGGAAAUCAGUGACGGACGCAGAAGUGGGAUUCAAGUUGUUCAGUAUGCAGCUGCCUUGCAGAUGAGAGUUCUGAAGUUGUUUUGAAUGAUGAAUUUUCCACACCUGAAAGCUAUGAAAGGUGAAACAGCAAGUGCACCACAGAAAGCACUUCAAAAGCCAAGAUCAAGAGAAAUUUAGGAUUUCAGUCUUUGGUUUGAUAGAUGCUACAUGAAUAACUAAGAAAUGUGUGUGUUUGCAUAAUGCAGCGAGAGGAAGGGAGCUGCCUGCUCCACAUAGUAACACUUCCCACUCCUUCCAUAAGAAAAAGAAAGAACCAGGUGACAAUUAGGUUAGACUGAAGAGAACAAAGUUAAGCAAUUUAUUCAUUGAAGAAAAAGAACUCGGGAGGGAUGAGGAAGAGAUAAAGAGCAGCGAAGCUUAAAGUUUGCGUAAGCAUAUUGGAAAGUGGUGUUCCUGAUAGUUAUCGCCCGAGAACUGAUUGCUUGCUUGUGGGAGAGAAUAUUGAUUUUGCAUUUCUAAGCAAGUUUCUCCUAUUGACUUCAACUCUAUGUUUUAAAAUGUUGCAGCUUUCAGAUUCGCAGCCGUUAAGGCUAUACAAAGAAAAACCUUCACUUGACAUGUUUAUCCUGCACUUCCGUUGUCCCUGGGAAGCCAUGGGGGGGGGCUUAGGAAGCAUCAGAUUACCCUCUCCCAGGGCAGAGAGAAAGAACUCUGAGGUUCAAAGAGGGAAUUCAAUGCUGAAUGCCCCAUCCUUUCUGUAAAGGAAGGGGGAAGCUAGAAGAGCCGACUUAUGCUCUUCCUUGCACAACCGUCUUGUAAGGCUGUGGCCCAAACGAUUCAAUAAUGCUGUCACCAAUACUUGCUUAGUUAUUUUACAUAUUUCCCGUAUGACUGUUGUCCAGAAUAGUUGGAUUUUAGACAUCACCCCAGAAUUGGCCCUACUAAACAUCUUCCAAGACAAUUCACAGCUGAAGGGCUUUUUCCAUGCAGUAAUAUUUGAUGGUCAGCCACACAAGAGUGGCAGAUCAAAUUUCAAAUGUAAAGACCUCCGUGGGGGUUUCUGGUGGUCUGCUUGGCGGAAUUUUAUAAAGUCAGAUGGAUAUGAAAGCGGGAGAGGAUCGAAGGAGAUAAAAAUGAGCAUAGAAUUCCUACCUUUGGUUUAGGAGGCAGUUAGAGAUGUAUUCUGAUUGUACCUGCAAAUUCCCCCCUUAACUCUCACAAAUAAAUUGUGCACACAAAAAAAUGUCGCCCAUUGCUUGCAUUAGCCUUGUGAAUGUAUUGUUCCAAACAAGGCAGUGGGUAGGUGGGGGGGGGCGGGAGUCAAACUCAUUACUAAAAUGUUUUCACCGGCUUUCUCUUUGUGUCACUACAGACAAUCCAAAGGAAAGCAGCCGCAUCCCAGUGUUUAUUAAAGUCCUGGACGUGAAUGACAACGCCCCGGAGUUUGCCAUGUUUUACGAAACCUUCGUCUGCGAAAACGCAAAGGCCGAGCAGGUGUGCGGUUUGCGCUUUGUAACGAAUAAAUAUGAGAUUUAUAAACGUGGUCUGUGUUAUAGUGGCAACAGCACUGUGCCUGUGAGCUGGCCCUAUGCAUUGCAAAGGAACUGACAGUGAUGCUAAGUGAAAUGAGACCAUGACUAUCUUGCAUCAGCUUGCGACUGGCAUUCCCUUAGGAGCUGAUGUGAUGCGGCAUUGCAUAUCACAGAGUUCAGCGUGGCUCCUUCUUGAACUUCAGUUUGCCGGCCCCAUAUUUCCCCUUAAUUUGCUCUGUUUAAUGCUUCUCUUGAUGAAUCCCUUGCAGGUUUGAUAUGAAAGGCACAUAUUUGAAAUUAGUUCUGUUGCCACCUAGGUAUUUGCAAGAUCUGGGUGGGGAAUGAGACAAAAGAUUGGGGUCUUCUUUUUUUAAAUGGACUGAAAAGAACUACUCAACAUACUCUAAUGUUUGGGGAGGCAAAGCCCUUUGUAGUUACCCCAGUUCACCAUGCCCUACAGCCCGGGAGACAAUUCACUAGUUGGGUGUGUGGCGGAUUGCCUGGUCAUUCUGUGCCCCAGAAGAAAGGCAAAGUCUGAAGGGGGCAUCUAAAUGUGUUCCACAGAGUGCAUUUAGAAACCUACCAGGUUUCCCAGUCAUGAGGUGGCUUGCAAGUGCAUUCAGCUGAGCACAGAAACCCCCUUUAGCCCAUCUCUCUCAACAUGAGAUGGUUGGGGAGGAACAGGUAUAAUAAGGUUGCCCUAUGUCCGGAAUUUUCCAGACAUAGCUGGGAUUUGGGCAUCAAGAACUUAUACCCCACCCAUCUGGCUAGGUUUCCCCAGCCACCCUGGGUGGCUCCCAACAGAACACUAAAAACAGAAUAAUACUUCAAACAUCAAAAACUUUCCUAAACAGGGCUGCCUUCAGGUGUCUUCUAAAAGUCAGAUAGUUGUUUAUUUCCUUGGCAUCUGAUGGGAGGGUGUUCCACAGGGUAGGUGCCGCUACCAAGAAGCUCUACCUGCUUCCCUGUAACCUCACUUCUCGCAAUGAGGGAACUGCCAGAAGGCCAUUGGAGCUGGACCUCAGUGUCCGGGCUGAACAAUGGGGGUGGAGACACUCCUUCAGGCAUACUGGGCCUUUGAGGCCAUUUAGGGCUUUAAAGGUCAGCACCAACACUUUGAAUUCUGUUUGAAAACGUACUGGGAGCCAAUGUAGGUCUUUCAAGACCGGUGGUAUAUGGUCUUGGCGGCCGCCCCCAGUCACCAGUCUAGCUGCCACAUUCUGGAUUAGUUGUAGUUUCCGAGUCACAUUCAAAGGUAGCCCCACAUAGAGCACAUUGCAGUAGUCCAAGCGGGAGAUAACUAGAGCAUGCACCACUCUGGUGAGACAGUCCGCAGGCAGGUAGGGUCUCAGCCUGCGUAGCAGAUGGAGCUGGUAGAAAAUCCCUAUAUGAGACACGUAUUCCAAAGCAACUCUUAGAGAACAACAUUUCUUUGCUGGAAAUCUCAACCACUGCUAUCAGCUUGGCACACGGCUUCGAACUCAUUGCUCUAAGGUUAUUUGUGAAAUAAUACAGUGUGAACAAGGUCUUGGUCUCAAAGAGCCUGGCUGUCACAGCAAUGGUAAUACAAUAAUGCCAUUGUCCAUUUUUUAGCUCAUACAGACCUUAAGUGCCGUUGACAAAGACGACUCUUUCGGCGGACACAAAUUUUCCUUCUCGCUGGCUCCCGAAGUAGCCAGCAGCUCCAAUUUCACCCUUCAGGACAACAGAGGUAAUUCUUGUCUAUCUGCUUCAUUCUGUUUGGGGUUGGGGAACUUUCAGAAUGAACAUGCUGCUUCCAAUGCUCAUGGUUCUCUCCAGAUAACACAGCCGCGAUCUACACAAGGAGAACCCGGUAUAACAGACACGAGAUGAAUAUCUACCUCCUGCCCGUGGUAAUAUCGGACAACGACUACCCGAUUCAGAGCAGCACGGAAACCGUGACCAUCCGAGUGUGCGCCUGCGACCAGAGAGGGAAAAUGCUCUCCUGUAACGCCGAAGCGCUGAUCCAUCCAACCGGCCUCAGCACAGGCGCUCUGAUCGCAAUUCUCCUCUGCAUCAUUAUACUGCUAGGUAAAGGAGUCGCUUAAAUUGUGGGAGGUGGGAAGAGAAGCACAGCAUGUCCAUGGAUGGAGAAUGCAUGUGUGCUACACGUUAACAAAGCCAUGGGGAUUUAAGAACUGUAGUCAUGGGCAGCAGCCAGGAUUUAGGUUAGGAGGGCAGGACACCCCACCUGUCAUCAUCCUCUGCCUGGGUCUGUCUAGCAGAUUCGGAAGGAGAUGCCUCAGAAUUGCUUUCUUUUCAGCCCAAGUCCUCAGUCUAAAUCUUCAGUCAUUUGAAAACUAGGAAGUUAAAUAACAAAAUCAGAGACCGCCUUUUGUGUGGUUAACGAGUCUCUUUUGCAAAACUACAAAGAACACGCCUUUUUUCAUCUUUUUUUUUUUAAAUCAAAACUAAAACAAGUUUCCUCAGAUUUGCUGAUAACCUUUUCAGCACUUCCUUCUCAAAUUCCUCCUAUUUUCUGAUGAAGUUUUUUUUUCUCCUGUGAAUGCUCAGUAAGCAUUGCCCAUUUCUACUUUUAGUUAAUUAUUUUUAUUUAUUUACUUGAUGGAAGAAGCAGCCUCCCCCUUCUCCUGGCUACACCCAUGACCGUAGUUAUCCAGUGUCAUUGGAGAAGUGAUCUCAUUUGAAUUACACAGGGUUUUUGUACUUCCUUCCAGGAUCCUCCCUGGAUGCCUAUGAGAAUUUAAUCUGUGGUGACCCCAAAUAUACAGAUAACACAACCACCUCCACUGUACACUUCUGCCUCAGUCAUACAUAGGCCAACCACAAUCAGAAAUCACUGCAAGCACCUGAGCUGUCAGGCCACGGCCUAAGCCACCAUACACACAUGUCCACUAAACUUUAGCUUUUACAUGAGCACAUUCACCUGCUGAUCAUAACCACAAAGUGCAGCAGGUACACACUGACCCAAACGUACACAGUCCCAAAGUUCACCAGUGGAGGAAGCUGUGAUCGUAUCAACUCCUUGACUCCAGUAACACAAUAUCUCAGUUUACCCAAGUUACACUACCAACUCUUGGCGCCUACCAUAAAAAUCCUAUUUUGUGUUUUAAUUGUUUUUUUACUGAUUUUCCAAUAUUGUUCCAAUAACAGCCUCAUUAUAACCAUGCCAAUUUCAUCCAGUUAAUACAAUUAUCAAAACCAAUUAUUUAUAUACCAAAUUAUACAAUUUCGUUAAAGUGGCCUCCUUACCUGCUAGAUUUGAUGGCUUCCUCUUUCCUUUUCCUUUUCCAAAAUCUUAAUAAUUUCAGUUACAUUCCCUUCAAGAUAACGAUCCCCUUAUAGGGAUUGCAAUCUUAUGGUUUCAAUUCGCAUUAAUAUAUUAAGUGAUUUAUAAAGUCUCAAGCGAGGUGCUCGGUCUGUAAUCAUAGUUCUUUCCUGCGUGUGGUAACCGCCACCCCCCAAAUGAUGUUGUCCCAACCAUAUAUAGUGUUGUGUCCUUCAUUCUUCCAACUGUUGAUAUUUCCCAUCAUGACUUGGGGGAAGCGGUUGUCUCACAGUUUUCCAAAAGCCUCUACGUCGCUUUGCCCUGUGAUUCGGGAGUUCGUUGGAGACCCCUCCGUUCCAACAAAUAAAUUGUCCUCGCCAUUUUUUUUUUCCAACCUAGGAAGAGCAGUCUGAUUCCAAACUGCCAGGGAUUAAUAGGAAAACCUAUUGCAGCUGGCAGAUUCUUCCCCGCUUUCCGCUAAAAAUUUAUAAUCGGUUACCUUUCCCAUUUGAUUACAGUGGUACCUCAGGUUAAGUACUUUAUUCAUUCUGGAGGUCCGUUCUUAAACUGAAACUGUUCUUAACCUGAAGCACCACUUUAGCUAAUGGGGCCUCCUGCUGCCGCCGCGCUGCCGGAGCACGAUUUUUGUUCUCAUCCUGAAGCAAAGUUCUUAACCCGAGGUACUAUUUCUGGGUUAGCAGAGUCUGUAACCUGAAGCGUAUGUAACCUGAAGCGUAUGUAACCCCAGGUACCACUGUACGUUCCAAAUUGUCUCAGUUUCCGCAUUCCUUUGAAAAUAACGGAGAACAAGGGUGGUUUUGUUCUGUAUUCCAUCAUAGUCCUUUCAAAGGGUGAAACAUCCACCACACCCCUUUAUCAGCAUCCUAUUUCUAAUCCAUGGGUAGACAAACUAAGGCCUGGGGGCCGGAUCUGGCCCAAUCACGUUCUAAAUCCGGCCUGCGGACGGUCCAGGAAUCAGCGUGUUCUUACAUGAGUAGAAUGUGUCCUUUUAUUUAAAAUGCAUCUCUGGGUUAUUUGUGGGGCAUAGGAAUUGGUUCAUUUUUUUCUUCAGAAUAUAGUCCUCCCCGCCACAAGGUCUGAGGGACAGUGGACCGCAGAUGGUCCGGGAAUCAGCAUGUUUUUACAUGAGUAGAAUGUGUCCUUUUAUUUAAAAUGCAUCUCUGGGUUAUUUGUGGGGCAUAGGAAUUCAUUCAUUUUUUUCUUCAGAAUAUAGUCCAGCCCCCCACAAGGUCUGAGGGUCAGCUGAAAAUGUUUGCUGACCUCUGUACAGCAGACUCAUCAUUGCCCAGGGAAAUGAGACUCCACAGUUCUUCCAAAGACUUCACUUUGUGCGGUAGGAGCUUCUUAUUCCAUGCACAAGCCCAUCCCGCAAAGAGCACCUCUUUGGGCUCCAUCAGAGGGUAUUAGGGAAGACAGGUCAGGUUUGGGGAAUCACCUUGUUGAGCUGUGCAGGAAGUAACAUGUCAGUAGGGUUUGGAUUGGAAACAACAAUUCUUUGGGUCCCAGGCCUAGCAUUCACUGGCUUUCAAUUAAACAGUUGCUUUAGCAUUGUAUCUUUCUCAAUCCGCUUUCAUGCUUUGUUUAGGCAAUCUCAACACUAUGUGAAACAAAGGCACGGAAAGAAUUGAACUACAAUUUCCAUUUUUAGCAGCGACAAAAGGCAGAUUUAUUUUUAUUUUUUAUUUUUGCUGUUCACCCCACCCCCACCCCCUCGGCUGCAUGGCGGAUUUCACUUUCAGCCUGAGAAAGCCUAGGCUGUUUAUUGAAAAAUCCCAGAUAAUGCUAAGAACUGCUGAGGGUAGUGGGGAGAAAAAACAGCUCAGCUUUACAUUUAUGUUAACGUUUUGUUGAGCAUUAGGAGGGCUUAUUUUACAAGUUCACUUCAGACGGGAAACUGAGCAUCAAGAACAGGGUUAUAUUUGGAGCUGAGUCAGUGGUUUGCACAAAUCCAAUUUGAAUAUUCAUUUCUUUUUAGUGAAAUCUCAUUCAUAAUGACAUUAGCGAGGCAGAAUAAAAAACCAAAAACAAAUCAGCUCUGGGAUUUUGAGCUGUUGUGUACUGGAUAACACAGAGGACAAUGUUUAGCAAAGGCAGUCUGGGGGAUGGUUUAGAAUUUAUAGUUGAUGCACGAUAGCAGCUGCCAUCUCAGGGCACCUCUGCCCUCUGUCCCCAUCUUAUGCAGCCCUCAACACAUCUGGAAGCUGCUUCCUUCUUCCUUCCUUCCUUCACUUCCUUUUUGUUUGUUUCCUCAUUAUUUUUCCUGGCUCUUAAAAAAGCAUUUCCCUUUCUUUCUGUGUGAUUUUGGAACAUUUAGAAAGGGCAGUACGGUGGUACCUCGGCUUACGAACGAUUCAGUUUACAAACUCCGCAAAACCGGCAGUAGUGUCCCGGUUUGCGAACUUUACCUCGGUCUAAGAAUGGAAUCCGAACGGUGGAAGGGCACCGGUGGCGGGAGGCCUCAAUAGGGAAAGCGCACCUCGGUUUAAGAAUGGACUUCCGGAGCGGAUUAAGUUUGUAAACCGAGGUACUACUGUAUUUUUAUUUAAUAAAAAUAACUUGAUGCCUUUUUUAAAGAACUUUAUUUACUGGUCAUAUUAUUUAUUUAUUUAUUUAUCUAUCUAUCUAUGUCCUUGUACUCUGUAUAAAGAAUUAAAAUUAGGAACUGCAACACAUGUUCCUUAUUGUUUUCUCAAGGAAAGGGGGGAAAAAACAAAUUUUUACUUUUUUCACCUAUAAUAUGGCUAAUGUGGCAUUUCACCUGGAAAGGUGCACUCUCUUGCUCUCUGUAUGUGAAUAAUAAUAAUAAUAUACCACCAUAUACCCAGAAGUCUCAGGGCGUUCCCUUAAAUAAAUUCCAAAGCAUUUCUGGCAUUAGUCAUUUUAAGAGACAACUUUUUUCUUUCCUUUCCAUUUCAUGUGCCUUGAAAUUGAACUUGUGAUUUCAUAAGGAUCAUUUCCAUGCUGCGCAAAGUAAAACAAAAACAAAAACCCCAAAGCAACAUCUACCGCUGACAAAAAAUAACUGCUCUUCAUCUUCCUUCAAGCUUGAAAUCCGGUUUCCUCCUAAUGUUUACCCUCCUUGCAACCCCCAGUGCUCACAGUAGGAUUGGCUGCAGUGUGAGAGACUGUGGAUUUGGAGUGGGCAGUUUGAUAGAGUUUCUUAUAAAAGACAACAUUCGAGCAACACAUAUAUUGCCCAUUCUAUUUUUGUUCUUAAUUGGGCGGCAAAUGAACUCCUCCUCCUCCUCAGCAUUCACCGACACUGCUUCUUGUUUUUCUUUCCAGUUACAGUGGUGCUGUUUGCAGCCUUGAGACGACAACGGAAGAAAGAGCCUUUGAUCAUUUCCAAAGAGGACAUCCGAGACAACAUUGUCAGCUACAAUGACGAAGGUGGCGGAGAGGAAGACACCCAAGCGUUUGAUAUUGGCACGCUGCGGAACCCUGAAGCCAUAGAAGACAAUAAACUGCGACGAGACAUUGUGCCAGAAGCGCUUUUCGUGCCGCGCCGGACUCCAGUGGCGCGGGAUAACACCGACGUCAGAGAUUUCAUUAGCCAAAGGUUAAAGGAGAAUGAUUCGGAUCCAACAGCGCCCCCUUAUGACUCAUUAGCAACCUACGCAUAUGAAGGCAAUGGAUCUGUGGCAGAGUCCCUCAGCUCCUUGGAGUCGGUGACCACGGAUGGAGACCAGGACUACGAUUACCUCAGUGACUGGGGUCCGCGGUUUAAAAAGUUGGCCGACAUGUACGGUGGAGCGGACAGCGACAAAGACUCUUAA
Molecule: messenger RNA, 44542 nt
Organism: Podarcis lilfordi (Lilford's wall lizard)
Lineage: Eukaryota; Metazoa; Chordata; Lepidosauria; Squamata; Lacertidae
Source: the annotation of a GenBank genome assembly